AUGUAUUCGGAAUGGAGGUCUCUGCACCUGGUGGUGCAGAGCGACCUAGGCCACCUGAGUGUCCUUCACUCGUACCCUCCGGUGGUGGGGCGCGACGUGGCCAAUGCAGUGGUUAGACCUCUGGGGGUGACCCUGGGCACCCCGUCCACUGACAGCCUGCUCAAGACCGACAAAGAGGUAGGCAGACUGUGCUGAAAACAUCCCAGGUGUUUUUGCAUGGCUGAAUCAGAUGUGUAUGCAGGUGUAAGCCAUAAGGGUGAAGACUUUCUUGACAUGGCCCAUUUUACAUUGCAUUUUGGGGAACUACCCUAGAAACCCAACAUUACAGCUACAUUCAAGGGGAUUAAAGCUAGCUAAAGCUGUCAGUUGAAAGUGAAGUUGGAAUGUUGGGUUGAUAUGGUAGUUCCCCAACAAGGCCUACUUGAUUCUUUGCUGUAGGUAUGGGUAGGGUGUAUUAAUGUCAAGCUCAACUUCAUUGCCACUCAUUAGAAUUGAAAAGUAAAAGUUUCUUCCCUCUUUAGCUCCAAGUUCAUCUUGACAUUGUUCUGCCUAUUUCCUCAAAAACAUAGGCUACAUGAUAAACCCAACACACCUUUGAUAGGCUAGGCUUUGUCAGUCCCUUAUUUUUAGAAAACCAAGGAGGCUGAACGGUCACCUGCACAUUAGGCCUAGGCUACAUCCACGUUUUCUUUUCUUCUACUGCGCUUGAUUGAAAAACACACACAUACCACCACCUCCCUCUGUAAAUUAUGUUGUUUUCAAAUCUCUUCUCUCUCUGAUUUGCUGCUGGGUGAAAAAUAGCUCGGUCCCCCUUUUGUCUGUGGGAAAUGUGCUGCUCACUUCCCCAUCAUGUUUGCCUUGUAGCUCGGACAGCCCCAGGCCUCUGGGCUUGCUUGAUAACAAUGAGAGGAUUUCCUGUGUAUCCCCCCGGGGCAUUCAACCCCUGCGACUUUAUAGUGACAGUGUUUCUCCAUCCCAGUGGACAACGGCUCCUUGAGCUCACCCCCAGUUCAGUCCCAGCAGCCAGAUAAGGCUUGUUUGUAAUACGGCCAGGCAAAGGAAAAUGUAAGCCAUCUGCCAAAGAAUACAUGCAUGGCCUUAAGUCUCUCCUCUUUGUCUUUCCUGCUAAUUUUAGUUUGCCAGAUAAGUCUCUUAUCCUGACAGAACUUAAGAGGAUCUGCAGAGAAGAAUGGGAGAAACUCCCCAAAUACAGUUGUGCCAAGCUUGUAGCGUCAUACCCAAGAAGACUUGAGGCUAUAAUCGCUGCCAAAGGUGCUUCAACAAAAUACUGAGUGAAGGGUCUGAAUACUUAUGUAAAUGUGAUAUUUCAGUUUUUAAUUUUUAAUACAUUUGCAAAAAUUUCUAAAAACCAUUUUUUGCUUUGUCAUUGUGGGGUAUUGUGUGUAGAUUGAGGGGGGAAAAAACUAUUUAAUCAAUUUUAGAGUAAGGCUGUAACCUAACAAAAUGUGGAAAAAGUCCAGGGGUCUGAAUACUUUCCGAAGGCACUGUAUAAAAAUCUGUCGGGCAGAGAGAGCGCGCAGCUCUCGAACAGCUUGUUGCGUGGAGUGAAGACCGACGGCACUAGGGGUAGGAAAGCAGUAAGAAAGAUUUCCAAGUUAUGAUAUCUACUAGUAAAUGCUAAGGCAAAAAUGGGUAUGCAAACCAAGUAUUUAAAAAGUUCAAUUUCUUGGUUAAAUAUUUGCGAUGCGCAAUUCAUUCAUCAUGGAAUAGCCUACCUUUUUAAAAUCAGACAUUUCAUUUUGGUCCUUGAAAAGUAAUUGAAGUUAUGGUAGCCGGUAUUAUGGUAUUUUAUAAGUUCUACUGCUCCAAUAUAAUUAUUCUGUGAUUUCAUUUCUGAUCAGUUUUGCUUUCAGGAAGUAUUCAUACCCCUUGACUUAUUCCACAUUUUGUUGUGUUACAGCCUGAAUUCAAAAUGGAUUCAAUAGGUUUUCACCCAUCUACACACUAUACCCCAUACUUUCUUCAAGUAUAUUGAAAAUGAAAUCACCUUUGUCAGCAAUUACAGUUGUGAGUCUCUCUAGGUAAAUCUCUAAGAGCUUUGCACACCUGGAUUGUACAAUAUUUGCCCAUAACUAUUUUCAAAAUUCCUCAUGCUCUGUCAAAUUGGUUAUUGAUCAUUGCUAGACAACCAUUUUCAAGUCUUGCUAUAGAGUUUCAAGCAGUGAAAACUUUAACUCAGCCACUCAGGAACAUUCACUGUCUUCUUGGUAAUCAACUCCAGUGUAGAUUUGGCCUUGUGUUUUAGGUUAUUGUCCUGCUGAAAGGUGAGUUCAUCUCCCAGUGUCUAGUGGAAAGCAGGCUGAACCAGGUUUUCCUGUAGGAUUUUGCCUGUGCAUAGCUCAUUCAUUAAAUGUUUUAUCUUGAAAAAACUCCCUAGUCCUUAACGAUUACAUGCAUACCCAUAACAUGGUGCAGCCACCACCAUGCUUGAAAAUAUGGUGGUACUUAGUAAUGUGUUGUAUUGGAUUUUCCCCAAACAUAACAUCAGUUGCUUUGACACAUUUUUUGCAGUAUUACUUUAGUGCCUUGUUCCAAACCUAAAGCAUGUUUUGGAAUAUUUUUAUUCUGUACAGGCUUCCUUCUUUUCACCCUGUCAAUUAGGUUAGUUUUGUGGAGUAACUACAAUGUUGUUGAUCCAUCCUCAGUUUUCUCCUAUCACAGCCACUAAACUCUGUAACUGUUUUAAAGUCACCAUUGGCCUCAUGGUAAAAUCCCUGAUCAGUUUCCUUCCUCUCUGGCAAUUGAGUUAGGAAGGACGCCUGUAUCUUUUGUAGUGACUGGGUGUGUUGAUACACCAUCCAAAGUGUAAUUAAUAGCUUCACCAUGCUCAAAGGGAUAUUCAAUGUCUGUUUUAUUUUUACCCAUCUACCAAUAGGUGCCCUUCUUUGCGAGGCAUUGGAUAACCUCCCUGGUCUUUGUGGUUGAAUCUGUGUUUGAAAUUCACUGCUCGACUGAGGGACAUUACAGAUAAUUGUAUGUGUGGGGUACAGAGAUGAGGUAGUCAUAAAUAAAUCAUGUUAACAUUAUUAUUGCACACAGUGAGUCCAUGCAACUAAUUAUGUGACUUGUUAAGCACAUUUUUACUCCUGAACUUAUUUAGGCUUGCCAUAACAAAAGGGUUGAAUACUUAUUGUGUGUAGGUCAGUGACAAAAAAUCAAAAUUUAACCCAUUUAAAAUUCAGGCUGUAACGCAACUAAAAUGUAAUGUGGAAAAAGUAAAGGGGUGUGAAUACUGUCUGAAGGCACUGUAAAUGAUGAAUUUCUAUGAGCGAAGUAAGUGCUUAGGUUUGUUUUCCUUCGCUUCUGUUGCGCUAGUUGCGAUAAAACCAUGUGCAGCUAUUAUGAGCAAGACAACAUCGAAUGUUGGCUUCAACUUGGUUUUCCAUUCAAAGUGUUCCAUUACAAAGGGAACCCGUUUUUUGGUCGCUUUCUCGUUUAAAUACAUGAUAACCCCUCAAUAACUCUUCAAGAUCUCAAAGGGCGAGACUGACGAGCUACCACAUGGACAGACUUCAUUAGUGUGUUUGUAUCGGGAGCAUGUUGUCUAUUUGGUCAGGCAAUGCCCACAAUAUUUUGACAUAUUUUAGAAUGUAAAAAUUUGAAUGUCAAUGCAUAAAGGGUCUAUCAGACUACCAAACGUGUAUGCACAGCAGUAUUCUAGAAUAUUGGACCGUUGGCGUUCAUACUUUUCGAAUUCUCAGCGCAGCGUUUAUCAUCCAAAACAUGUACGCGUACACACAGCAGUGUUCUAGAAUAUUGGACCAUUGGCUUUCAUACUUUUCGACUAUCGCGUCCUAGCGUAUGUGGACUAUGAUUUACGCUUCAAGCAAUUUCUCCAACUGUCAACACAUUCAAAUGAAUAGAGGACAUGUACUAGAGAGGCGUUGGUUGGGAAUUGUGGGGAGGCGCUUUUGUGCUGUACGUCCCCCGCAGAUGGUAGUCUCUGAGCCGUGUAGCUAUGUCACAAUGGGACGCCGGACUAUCACGUCCUAGCAUGUGUGGACUAUUAUUUAUUCUUAACCCCCUAAGGUCGAUGUCCGUGCUCCCGUGGAAAUCAAUGUUUUUAAUGUUUUUUAUUUAACCUUUAUUUAACCAGGUAAGCCAGUUGAGAACAAGUUCUCAUUUACAACUGCGACCUGGCCAAGAUAAAGCAAAGCAGUGCGAUAGAAACAACAACAGAGUUACAUAUGGGGUAAAACACAUAAAGUCAAAAAUACAACAGAAAAUAUAUAUACAGUGUGUGCAAAUGUAGCAAGUUAUGGAGGUAAGGCAAUAAAUAGGCUAUAGUGCAAAAUAAUUACAAUUAGUAUUAACACUGGAAUGCUAGAUGUGCAAAUAGAGAUACUGGGGUGCAAAAGAGCAAAAUAAAUAACAAUAUAGGGAUGAGGUAGUUGGGUGGGCUAAUUUCAGAUGGGCUGUGUACAGGUGCAGUGAUCGGUAAGGUGCUCUGACAACUGAUGCUUAAAGUUAGUGAGGGAGUUAAGAGUCUCCAGCUUUAGCAUAAUACAAAAAUCCCCAUUAAAAAUAUGUCCGUUUGAGCCUCCCGAGUGGCGCAGCGGUCUAAGGCACUGCAUCGCAGUGCUAGAGGCGUCACUACAGAUCCGGGUUCGAUCCCGGGCUGUAUCACAAUUGGCCCAGCAUCGUCCGGGUUAGAGGAGGGUUUGGCUGGGGGGGCUUUACUUGGCUCAUCGCGCUCUAGCGACUCCUUGUGGCGUGCCGGGCGCCUGCAGGCUGACCUCGGUCGUCAGUUGAACAGUGUUUCCUCCGACACAUUGGUGUGGCUGGCUUCCGGGUUAAGCGGGCGGGUGUUAAGUAGUCCGGUUUGGCGGUUCAUGUUUCGGAGGACGCAUGACUCGACCUUCGCCUCCCGAGCCCGUUGGGGAGUUGCAAGACAAGAUGAGACAAGAUCGAAAUUGGGGAGAAACGGGGUAAAAAAAUAAAUAAUAAUCUGUCAGUUUAAGCAGUUUUUUGCAUUGGAUGUCUCAAUCCACCGCCUAUGUAACACUUCCGCAUCUGCGGUGAAAGGUGACAGACCAUGAGACAUCCCGAAAAUCACCCUUCUCACACAAUCGUCUGUAGCGUCCGAAUGGUUUAGCCUACAAACUAUUAUGAGAUCUCUAAGGAAAGAUGAGAGACUCACGAACACGAUGGUGUUCUGAGUUUGGCUCUACGACCCCCACGUCUUGGGACUCAACUGAAGUCGGUACAGCCGAUCUGCCAACUUCUGUCUGUAGCGUCCAAACAUUUUGGGCUAUACACUAAUAUGAAGGUGAGACUCAUGAACACGUACAUGUCGGUUGUUUUGCUCUAGGAUGCCCACCGACCUCACAGGACUCGUCUGAAGGUCCCCCGGUAACAGUUGAACAAAUUUAAUGACGUAUAUUAUGGAGACUGUUUAGUGACAAAAAUAAUGUGUUUUCAUUAAAUCCUUUUUUACAUUACUUUUUUUAUACUUCAAGGGGUCUUAAAGUUCAAAAUCAAAUAGCAAAAUUAUCUUUGGUAUGACCUUAAAACAAUUACAUAUAGCUUAGUAGUACCCCCCCCAUUGGGUAGGCCUAUUAAAAAAUGCAUUAUUCUUAGUGGUAAUGCAUACUUUUUUGGAUACAUUUUGGGUUAUUAUUUUUUUAAAUAGGCUAUUACAACAAUUAAAUAUAAAGUGUAGGUCCUUGAAAAUGACACUUAAGUGCUUGAAAAGUGCUUUGUGUGCGGUACACAUAGGGCCUAUAUGUCCACUUUGUGUAGCCGUUAGAGAUGCUAAUGAUGACCUUACUAUUUUCGGGUAGAUGGAAAGGCCAUUAAAAGGUAAAUAACUACAAAGUAGCUUAUGCCUACUUGGCAGAAUCAUCAUUAUUUGCAUCAAUUUGUUUUGAAAACUCCAUCACAAGUGCGCUGCAGAAACCCAGCUAGCCAAGCACAACUGUCUGGCUGGUGCUCACCUGAGUUAGUGUUACUACACAAAAAAAUCUACAUUUCUCAGAUUUUCAAGAAAAAAUUCCCCUUAUGUGGUUUAAGCAUUGUUGUGAACUUAGAACAUCCAAUUUUGUUGUUUUUCUAUUAUUGUGUUUUUGUUCAGUCCUUCUCCCAGUUUUUUUUAGUACCGUUUUGGUGUCGUUUUGGUGUCAAGUAUAGUUUUUUUCAGAUUCUGCCCUCUAGAGAAUUUCGCAUUUAGCACUAUAUUUUAAGUCUAUUUUCUUUGCUGUUACAGUAAAUCUAUCCAAAUCAAUGUAAGAACACAAGGGCAUGCUAAUUUAAAAGAUGGCUAGUCAUUAUUAGCCUGGUUCUGUAUGGAAUGCAGGCACAUUAUGGGACACAGGCCAGGUCAUUAUCAAUUAUCAGUGCGACCAAAUCAUGUGCUGGUGCCACCAACCGAAAAAAAUAGUGUAGAACCCUGUAGUUGGUAGAUAAAGACGGUAGUUCACCUAGCUUGGCGGAACCAGCUUGAUUGCUGUGUUUUGAGACAUGCCAGAAGGGUGAACACAGCAAUCAGGCUGGUUCCACCAGGCAAUAGGCCUAGUUCACCUACAUUUCUGAAUUACUUGAAUUCAUUUUUGAAAGUAGCUUUGAUCCACACUCUAGGUUUAGAAUGCUACAUGUAGUCACGGUCACUCAUGUGGAUGAACCAUCCCUUUACCCCUGUGUUUGAAAUAAGUUAAUUUCACUACAAUCAGCAUAAUUAAGCCUAAAGAAAAUGGUUUACCUUGAUGCACCAAUAGUUAAUCUUAUUGUGGUCAUCUUUCAAGUGUUAAGUCAUUCAUUCUCCCUUUCCCCAAGUAUUCUGACAAUGACUGACUUGACAUCUGACUGUCUAGCUUGCAGCAGUCCAUUGCGCAAUGUCUCUUUCUAACAGCAGAGUUCUUGGUGUGGUGUGAUUGACAGGUGAAAUGGACGAUGGAGGUGCUGUGCUACGGUCUGACCCUGCCUCUGGACGGGGACACAGUCAAGCUGUGCGUGGACGUCUACACGGACUGGAUUAUGGCGCUGGUGUCUCCGCGCGACUCCAUCCCCCAGCCAAUCGCCAAGGAGCCCAACCUCUACGUGCAGACCAUCCUCAAACACCUCCACAACCUCUUUCUGCCCAGGUACAAGCUAACUAUGUGUCUAUGCUCUGGCUAGCCGCUAACUGUGUGUCUAUGCUCUGGCUAGCCGCUAACUGUGUGUCUACGCUCUGGCUAACCGCUAACGGUGUGUCUAAGUUGUGUGUUGCAUACUGGCCACUCACAAAAGCUGUUUGAGGAUGGAUGAUGUUGUGUAUUGAUUUGGUUUGAUGAACUAAUGGAGGAUAUCUUAUGUAACGUACUACAAUUUCUUGACCUUAAAGGGAUAGCUCACCCAAAUUACAAAAUGACAUUGGUUCUCUUUCAAAUACUUGUUUCAAUGUAUCACAUAUGGGGGUUCACUAUGGACUGCCUAAUCCCAAAAGUACCAAUCAAAAACAUAUGUUGGAGACUGGUAGAAUGGUGAAUGAGGUGAGAUCCCCACUCCAAUAAAAGGAGCCACUCUCCUGGCCUCUGGUAAUUUUUGUUUCUCUUCCUCACAAAGAGUAUCUCUAUUCUAGUUCUCCUCAUAUCGACUGGAUACUUGUUUUCCUGCUACAAGUGAACCGUGAAGGACAUCGCUGCUGAGCGUAGGUCUUCAGACCCUGUUGAGAGGUUGAGUACUAACCGGAAGGUUUUUUGUUUUGUGUAGAAAUGUAUUUUUAUUUCUCAGUCACCAUUGGUAGCUAGUGUCACGGCUAGCAAACCCUACCCGCAACAUGGUAGCAUUGUUAGCUCCCUUCUCUCGUCUAGUUUAACCUACAUUCACCCGUUGUGUUAACUCAUGGCUCAGUCGGUUGCGGGAGCACGCUAUCUAAAGGCUAACUCUGCAUCCACUCAGUUUCCUUCAGCCAGCACUGAGCUAGCCACAACACUCCUUCACCACGAGGUAGCUGCCAGUUAGCUAACGCCCAGGCAAGCUAACCAAACCAGCAUUACUACCUGCAACACAGUCAUAUUGUUAGCUCCCUUCUCUAGUGUAGUUAAACCUACGUUAAUUUGUUUGUGUUAACUAGACUGACUGGCUAGCCUCACGGCUCUGUAGUCGUGAGAGAAUACCUACCGAAGUCGAACUGCCCCCACGCGGUUCCCUUCAGCCAGCACUAUACUAGCUACAGCAUACCUUAGCCACGAGGUAGCUGCUAGCUAGCUUACACAUUAUUAUGCUCAUCCUAGCUAGCAUUAGCCGCAAGGCUUCUACUAGCUAGCUUAUAGUGGCUAGCUUUCUGGAAAGCAAGCUAACCACACUAGCAUUCCUACCUGCACAUAUGGUUGCAUUAGCAGGGCUAGGUAACUCGGAAACAAGUUCCCUGCUUGCCCAGACUGUAGUAUUGCUAGCUCCCUUCUCUUGUUUAGUGCAACUUACGUUCACUCGUUUGUGUUGACUAGACUAGACGGUUUGCCUUACGCCAUUAUGGUCGUGGGACAUUUUCAUCACGAAUUCUAACAACGCACCCAUGCUGUUCGGCUAGCACUGUGCUAGCUAUAGCUUACCCUUAGCCUCACGAGGUCGUUUCUAGCUAGCUAACGCCUACGCUAGCCUCACAGCUAUAGCAUUCAUACACAGUGCAUGCUUCAGCAGAUGCCUAGCUCACGCCUGUCAAGGUUAAUUCGUAGCAAUGCUGAAAAGCUAGCUACUACUGGCCAGCUUGUUUCUCUCGUUUAGUACACCUAACGUUCACCCGUUUUCGUUGGCUAAACUGACCAGCGACACCUCACGUUACUAUGAUCAAAAGAGACUCUCAUGACCGAAGAAACAACUCUAUUCAUGUUGUUGUUUUCGGCUAACGUGGUACUAACUAGCUAGGCUAUUAACUAGCUAGGUGAACACUAGCUAGCUAACACCAAAUGCCUCACAGCUAAGCGUCGACUAGCACACGCAUAACCCGGUUAAGCAAUGCUUUUCCCCCAGAGUUAUUAUGGCCCUGCAAUGGGAAACUAACAUGCUCAUGCAGGUCUGCAACAAGUCCUGCGAGUGUUAAGUUUUAACGAGUACCGGCUUGUGCUAAACCAACAAGCACUGUUCCCACUCCGUGCCUAACAGCACUGUGCCUCCAGAAAUGCAUCACUCUCUGUCCCUUCGUAACAAGGGCACAGGGCCAUGAUAUUUUGAUAAAAGUGUCUCUCUUUGACGCAACUAGGGGGUGCCACCCCACUACAUCUGGUGAGUGCGAGUCAUCAGGCUUGUGGACAGCUCUUUCUCAUAGCGGAGAAUUGACACGCAAGCACAGAUACAAGCUUCAGUUCGCUAUGAAAUCACCCAUUUUCUACUGGGUUCUAUUUUCAAUAGCCGACAUGCGCAAGAAAGAAGGCGAAGCCUUCAACUACUGCCAGCCCCGCAGACCUGGGCCCUGUGGCAUUCCGUUGGUUCCUGCAUCUCGCCCCAGCCUCACAGCUGGGAGUGGGCAACAGACUGGCCUUGCGGCACUGAGGUCCCCGGCGAUGCUGCAGUCUGCCAAGACUCUGGUUAAGCCCCUGAACCAGGCCAAACCUGUAGGGAAGCAGUAUUGCGUCUCUAAGGGGGGCACGUAACUUACGCCCAGUCUCUAAGCUUUUAGCUCGUUCUGGGACGUGUCUAUUGUGCUUAAGAAUCAUUUUUAUAGCAGCUUUUAUCUGCUGAAAAGUGUGUAGAUGUAAUAUUCCUCCAUCUUUCGCUUUACUACUGUCCUUGGCAUCCCUGAGCGUUUAUGCGUAUACUGUUUGCGCCUGCAGUCUUCCCACUGGUUUUGCAGGUUUAUUUACCUAACCCUGUCUUUGGCCCGGGUCGACUUUUUCCCAUUGUCGCACCGUGGAGCCAUGGCUUUUUGCCUGUUGCCUUCCCAAGAGUGGCGUCCCAGUCUUUGUCCAGUACGUGCAGUUCGCAUCUAAUUGGAUUGUAGGUCGGGCUCUUCGCAUUUGUUGCACAAAUUACAUUUACAUUUAAGUCAUUUAGCAGACGCUCUUAUCCAGAGCGACUUACAAAUUGGUUCAUUCAACUUAGGAUAGCCAGUUGGACAACCACCCCUUUUUUUCAAUUUUUUUUAGGGGGGGGGGGGGGGUUUAGAAGGAUUACUGUUAUACUAUUCCAGGUAUUCCUUAAAGAGGUAGGGUUUCAAGUGUCUCCGAAAGGUGGUCAGUGACUCCGCUAUCUUGGCGUCGUGGGGGAGCUUGUUCCACCAUUGGGGUGCCAGAGCAGCGAAUAGCUUUGACUGGGCUGAGCGGGAACUGUGCUUCCGUAGAGGUAGGGGGGCUAGCAGGCCAGAGGUGGAUGAACGUAGUGCCCUCGUUUGGGUGUAGGGUCUGAUCAGAGCCUGAAGGUAAGGAGGUGCCGUUCCCCUCACAGCUCCGUAGGCAAGCACCAUGGUUUUGUAGUAGAUGCGAGCUUCAACUGGAAGCCAGUGGAGUGUGCGGAGGAGCGGGGUGACAUGAGAGAAUUUGGGAAGGUUGAAUACCAGACGGGCUGCAGCAUUCUGGAUAAGUUGUAGGGGUUUAAUGGCACAGGCAGGGAGCCCAGCCAACAGCGAGUUGCAGUAAUCCAGACGGGAGAUGACAAGUGCCUGGAUUAGGACAUGUGCCGCUUUCUGUGUAAGGUAGGGUCGUUCUCUGCAAAUGUUGUAGAGCAUGAACCUGCAGGAUCGGGUCACAGCUUUGAUGUUAGUAGAGAACGACAGGGUGUUGUACAGGGUCACGCCAAGGUUCUUUGCACUCUGGGAGGAGGACACAAUGGAGUUGUCAACCGUGAUGGCGAGAUCAUGGGGCGGGCAGUCCUUCCCCGGGAGGAAGAGCAGCUCCGUCUUGCUGAGGUUCAGCUUGAGGUGGUGAUCCGACAUCCACACUGAUAUGUCUGCCAGACAUUCAGAGAUGCGAUUUGCCACCUGGUUAUCAGAAGGGGGAAAGGAGAAAAUUAAUUGUGUGUCGUCUGCGUAGCAAUGAUAGGAGAGGAUAUGACAGAGCCAAGUGACUUGGUGUAUAGAGAGAAUAGGAGAGGGCCUAGAACUGAGCCCUGGGGGACACCAGUGGUGAGAGCACGUGGUGCGGAGACAGAUUCUCGCCACGCCACCUGGUAGGAGCGACCUGUCAGGUAGGACGCAAUCCUAGAGUGAGCAGCGCCGGAGAUGCCCAACUUGGAGAGGGUGGAGAGGAGGAUCUGAUGGUUCACAGAAUCAAAGGCAGCAGAUGCAGUGGGGAAAAAUGUAUUUAGUCAGCCACCAAUUGUGCAAGUUCUCCCACUUAAAAAGAUGAGAGAGGCCUGUAAUUUUCAUCAUAGGUACACGUCAACUAUGACAGACAAAUUGAGAAUUUUUUUCUUCCAGAAAAUCACAUUGUAGGAUUUUUAGUGAAUUUAUUUGCAAAUUAUGGUGGAAAAUAAGUAUUUGGUCACCUACAAACAAGCAAGAUUUCUGGCUCUCACAGACCUGUAACUUCUUCUUUAAGAGGCUCCUCUGUCCUCCACUCGUUAUCUGUAUUAAUGGCACCUGUUUGAACUUGUUAUCAGGAUAAAAGACACCUGUCCACAACCUCAAACAGUCACACUCCAAACUCCACUAUGGCCAAGACCAAAGAGCUGUCAAAGGACACCAGAAACAAAAUUGUAGACCUGCACCAGGCUGGGAAGACUGAAUCUGCAAUAGGUAAGCAGCUUGGUUUGAAGAAAUCAACUGUGGGAGCAAUUAUUAGGAAAUGGAAGACAUACAAAACCACUGAUAAUCUCCCUCGAUCUGGGGCUCCACGCAAGAUCUCACCCCGUGGGGUCAAAAUGAUCACAAGAACGGUGAGCAAAAAUCCCAGAACCACACGGGGGGACCUAGUGAAUGACCUGCAGAGAGCUGGGACCAAAGUAACAAAGCCUACCAUCAGUAACACACUACGCCGCCAGGGACUCAAAUCCUGCAGUGCCAGACGUGUCCCCCUGCUUAAGCCAGUACAUGUCCAGGCCCGUCUGAAGUUUGCUAGAGUGCAUUUGGAUGAUCCAGAAGAGGAUUGGGAGAAUGUCAUAUCGUCAGAUGAAACCAAAAUAGAAAUUUUUGGUAAAAACUCAACUCGUCGUGUUUGGAGGACAAAGAAUGCUGAGUUGCAUCCAAAGAACACCAUACCUACUGUGAAGUAUGGGGGUGGAAACAUCAUGCUUUGGGGCUGUUUUUCUGCAAAGGGACCAGGACGACUGAUCCGUGUAAAGGAAAGAAUGAAUGGGGCCAUGUAUCGUGAGAUUUUGAGUGAAAACCUUGCAAGGGCAUUGAAGAUGAAACGUGGCUGGGUCUUUCAGCAUGACAAUGAUCCCAAACACACCGCCCGGGCAACGAAGGAGUGGCUUCGUAAGAAGCAUUUCAAGGUCCUGGAGUGGCCUAGCCAGUCUCCAGAUCUCAACCCCAUAGCAAAUCUUUGGAGGGAGUUGAAAGCCCAGCGACAGCCCCAAAACAUCACUGCUCUAGAGGAGAUCUGCAUGGAGGAAUGGGCCAAAAUACCAGCAACAGUGUGUGAAAACCUUGUGAAGACUUACAGAAAACGUUUGACCUGUGUCAUUGCCAACAAAGGUUAUAUAACAAAGUAUUGAGAAACUUUUGUUAUUGACCAAAUACUUAUUUUCCACCAUAAUUUGCAAAUAAAUUCAUAAAAAAAUCCUUCAAUGUGAUUUUCUGGAUUAUUUUUUUCUCAUUUUGUCUGUCAUAGUUGAUGUCUACCUAUGAUGAAAAUUACAGGCCUCUCUCAUCUUUUUAAGUGGGAGAACUUGCACAAUUGGUGGCUGACUAAAUACUUUUCCCCCCCACUGUAGGUCUAGAAGGAUAAGAGGAGAUAGAGUUAGCUUUAGCAGUGCGGAGAGCCUCCGUGACACAGAGAAGAGCAGUCUCAGUUGAAUGACCAGUCUUGAAACCUGACUGGUUUGAAUCAAGAAGGUCAUUCUGAGAGAGAUAGCAGGAGAGUCCCAUGCAAGUCAUGGUACUCACAUUAAUAUUUCGCACAUCAUAACUAAAUCAUCUAUAAGUGACUUUGUUUAGCUAAACAAUACAUUUUACGGUUGAAAUAUAUAUGGCAAAUAGAAAUCCUAUAUGGAUGGUGUUAAGAGAUAGAUGGGAUGUAUUGAAUAGAGUUGAAGGAUGAGACUAAUAACAAAUAACAACAAAUAAUAACAAAGAUAGCUAAUAAUAUAAGCAUACUGUGUCCAUAAUAAGUAUAUAGGUUGUAUGUUGGGAGCUUUUGGAAAAGAGCACAGUUAGAAGGAUAUGGCAUAUAGAAGCAAACCGGAUGGACAUCAUGAAAAUGAUCGGAGAGGUUGAGAGUAGAAGAAAUUCAGGAGCAAAAUAUAUAUAUAUAUAUAUAUAUAUAUAUAUAUAUAUAUAAUAGAAUUAUUGUAAAAUUAACUGUGUCCAUAAGGUGUAGAUAGUAAGUAUAGGCCGGAAGUAGAGGCCUGGGCAUUGUUGUUCACUAAUUUACUCCCAAGUAGGGAAAGGAUCGCGGGGUUGAAAAGUAAUAAAGGAGAGUAUAUAUAUAUAAAACAUGGGGGAUUGGAAGUGAUGCAGACAAUUACAUUGAUAGAAGAUACAAUCUAUCUGCAAUAUUAAGCUGAUCCAUCCCCCAGAAAAAAAAAAAAAAAACUAUCAAUUUUAGAUACUUUAGGAUGAUUUGGAGAUGCUGUGCGAAAAAUGCUAAUGUAGGUACCAUGACUUGCAUGCGAUUUGUGCCACAAAUGCUAAAACGUUAGCGUUUGAAAACAGUGCCAGGAAAACUAAACCAAAACAUGGAUUGCUGUCAUACUUUGUCCAUAGACUGCUUACGGGGUAAGGAAAACAAUAUGUUAUUUUGUAAGGUGGGUGAACUAUCCUGUUAAGGCCUUACCAACAAUAACGUCUGCUAAAUAUGCGUAUGCGACCAAUAAGAUAUUAUUUGAACCUCAAGAAGUUGUAGUAGAUUGCUUAAAUAACAUGGUAAUUCUAAAUAGGGACAGAUUCCCUCCAUUAGUUCAUCAAACUAAAUCACAAGGCUUAGAGGAAACGGAGCAUUGAAGAGGGAAUAGUCAAUGGCGUGUAUAUUACCGCUUCCCUUUAUAAAACGGUCCAUUUACUCUCUUUCUUUAACUCCUUCUCUCAGGCCGGAGCAUUACAGCCCCAUGCACUUCCGGCUGUGCCAACAGGUGCUGACGGCGGUGCAAAAGCUGGCCAGGGAAUCGGGCGGCGGCAUGGCCCGGGAGACCUGGGAGGUGCUGCUGCUCUUCCUGCUGCGCAUCAACGACACCCUGCUGGCCCCGCCCACAGUCGGAGGUCAGCCCACCGGAACAGAUUCAAUUAGAGUACUUUUUGUAGUGUCGUGGGGCAAUUCCUAACUUCCACUUAGGUCACAUUUUAUCCCAUUGAUAUCAAACCAUGACUAAUACGUGGAUGUUAGGAUUCGCCGCAUAAUCUUUUUGGCUUUGAUUCAAUUAAAUAACUUUGUUGCUAAUAUUACUAUUUAGAUGCAAAUUAUGAUGCUGUGCGGGAGCAUUUUUCCCCUGUGUUUUUCUACACCUAGACAUUUUGGAUUAUGCAAAUUCACCCAUUCUUCCUAUUCAUCAUUACUCACCCGUCCCCCAUCCGCCAACUCGCUCAGGUGGAAUAGCGGAGAAGCUGGCUGAGAAGCUGAUCAGCGUGCUGUUCGAGGUGUGGUUCCUGGCCUGCAUGCGCUGCUUCCCCACACCGCCCUACUGGAAGACGGCCAGGGAGAUGCUGGCCAACUGGAGGCACCACCCGCCCGUGGUGGAGCAGUGGAGCAAGGUCAUUGCCGCCCUCACCUCCAGGUAGCCACACCACAACAAGACCAGUGGUCGCCAAUCCUGGGAUUGCAGGCUUUUGUUUAAGCUUAAACAUAUGGUUAACUUUUUUAAACAAAUGUGAGCUUACUUAUUGGACACCUUCAUGUAAGACAGGCAGUAGGAGUUAUUUCUGUCAACCACUAAUCUGUGUUUUCUACAAGCACAUGGAGUAUCCAGCCAAAUAGAAAAUCAGCCAGCCAGGCUCCCCUCUGGCGGUUAAGACAAGCCUCUGGUACAUUCUAAUGCCUUGAUUCUGUCCGAAAUACACAGCGAAAUGAUUGAAUACUUUACUGGGUUUACCUCCCAGAUUAGAAAAAUUAGUUGUGAUAUGGUGUUUACAAUUUAUAUGACUGAAUAUGUAUGAAUUCAGUGUAUUGUUAAUUGUUUUGGAUAUCAUCUAUUAUUUUCUAAAUAAGAGAACAUGAUAAAAAAAUAUAUGUAAUUUACAUACAGUACCAGUCAAAAGUUUGGACACCUACUCAUUCAAGGGUUUUUCUUUGUGUACUAUUUUCUACAUUGUAGAAUAAUAGUGAAGACAUAAAAACUAUGAAAUAACACAUAUGGAAUCAUGUAGUAACCAAAAAAGUGUUAAACAAAUCAAAAUAUAUUUUAUAUUUGAGAUUCUUCAAAUCGCCACCCUUUGCCUUGAUGACAGCUUUGCACACUCUUGGCAUUCUCUCAACCAGCUUAAUGAGGAAUGCUUUUCCAACAAUCUUGAAGGAGUUCCCACAUAUGCUGAGCACUUGUUGGCUGCUUUUCCUUCACUCUGCGGUCCAACUCAUCCCAAACCAUCUCAAUUGGGUUGACUAGACUUGAGAUCAUCCAUUCACCUAAUCUGCGUUUCACAAAGAGACGGCGGUUGGAACCAAAAAUCUCAAAUUUGGACUCAUCAUACCAAAGGACAGAUUUCCACCGAUCUGAUGUCCAUUGCUCGUGUUUCUUGGCCCAAGCAAGUAUUCUUCUUAUUGGUGUCCUUUAGUAGUGGUUUCUUUGCAGAAAUUCAAGGACGAAGGCCUGAUUCACGCAGUCUUCUGUGAACAGUUGAUGUUGAGAUGUGUCUGUUACUUGAGCUCUGUGAAGCAUUUAUUUGGGCUGCAAUUUCUGAGGCUGGUAACUCUAAUGAACUUGUCCUCUGCAGCAGAGGUAACUCUGGGUCUUCCUUUCCUGUGGCGGUCCUCAUGAGAGCCCGUUUCAUCAUAGUGCUUGAUGGUUUUUGCGACUGCACUUGAAGAAACUUUCAAAGAUAUUGAAAUUUUCCGUAUUGACUGACCAUGUCUUAAAGUAAUGAUGGACUGUCGUUUCUCUUUGCUUAUUUGAGCAGUUCUUGCCAUAAUAUGGACUUGGUCUUUUACCAAAUAGGGCUAUCUUCUGUAUACCAGCCCUACCUUGUCACAACACAACUGAUUGGCUCAAACGCAUUAAGAAGGAAAGAAAUUCCACAAAGUAACUUUUAAGAAGGCACACCUGUUAAUUGAAAGGCAUUCCAGGUGACUACCUCAUCAAGCUGGUUGAGAGAAUGCCAAAAGUGUGCAAAGCUGUUAUCAAGGCAAAGGGUGGCUACUUUGAAGAAUCUCAAAUAUAAAAUAUAUUUUGAUUUGUUUAACACUUCUUUGGUUACUACAUGAUUCCAUAUGUGUUAUUUCAUAGUUUUGAUGUCUUCACUAUUAUUCUACAAUGUAUAAAAACAUUUCUAGAGUGUUGAAAGUUUCCAAGAGCACGGUGAUCUCCAUCAUUGGGAAAUAGAAAAAAUAUGAAACUACCCAGACUGCCUAGAGCUGGCCGUCCGACCAAACUGCGCAAGAAGCACCUUGGUCAGGGAGGUGACCAUGAACCCAGUGACCACUCUGACAGAACUACAGAGUUCCUUGGUUGAGAUGGGGGAACCUGCCAGAAGGACAACCGUCUCUACAGCACUUCACCAAUCUGGGCUUUAUGGGAGAGUGGCCAGACGGAAGCCACUCCUGAGAAAAAGGCACAUGACAGCACGCCUGGAGUUUGAAAAAAGGCACUUGAAAGACUCUGAGUGCAUAAGGCAAAAUAUUCUGUGGUCUGAAUGAACUGUUUGGCCUGAAUGCUAAGUGCUAUGUCUGGAGAAAACCAGGAACAAUUAAUCACCCGUCUAACGCCUUUCCUACCGUAAAGCAUGGGGGUGGCAGCAUCAUGCUAUGGGGAUGAUUUUCAGCGGCAGGGACUGGGAGACUGGUGAGGAUAGAGGGAACAAUGAAUGGAGCCAAAUGCAGACAAAUCCUUGAUGAGAACCUGCUUCAGAGUGCAAACGACCUUAGACUGGAGCGAAGAUUUACGUUCCAACAGGACGAUAACCCCAAGCAUACAGCCAAAGCAACGCUGGAAUGGCUUCAGAACAAGAAUGUGAAAGUCCUUGAGUGGCCCAGACUUGAAUCCAUAAAAAAUCUGUGGAAAGACUUGAAGAUUGCUGUUCACUGCCGCUACCCAAUAACUUAACAGAGCUUGAGAAAAUCUGCAAGGAAGAAUGGGAGAAAAUCCCCAAAUCCAGAUGUGCAAAGCUGAUACAGACAUACCCAACACGACUCAAAGCUGUAAUCGCCGCCAAAGGUGCUUCUACAAAGUAUUGACUUAAGUAAAUUAGAUAUUUCUGCUUUUCAUUUUAAAUUUGUAAACAUUUCUAAAAUCAUGUUUUCACUUUGUCAUUGGGUAUUGUGUGUAGAUGGGUGAGAUUUUUUGUUGAUUUAAUCCAUUUUGAAUUCAUGCUUAUAACACAGCAAAAUGUAAAGGGCUAUGAAUAGUUACUGAAGGCACUGUACACGUACAUGCAGGAUUAUUUAUAAACACUUUACUAAUGGUUAAAGUAUUUGAUAAUGGACUAUUAGCGGAUUAUAAGCACAAAUUAAUAUUAAGCAUUAAUUAUGUAAAUGUACUCAUACGAUUUAUUCAAUGUUCUGUUUCGGCACAGACUGUUGCGGUUCACCUACGGUACAUCCUUCCCUCCGUUCAAAGUCCCAGAGGAGGACGCCAACAUGAUCCCUACUGAGAUGGACAACGACUGUGUGGCUCAGACCUGGUUCCGCUUUCUGCACAUGCUCAGGUGAGACCCACGGAGCUAGCUAUCUGUUAUGUGUGGCACAGUAUGGGAGGUAUUUCUGUUAAAAUCUAUACUGUAUUCUAUGGAAUUGCACCCCUAUUAAAUAGUAUAAUUACUUUCUUCAAUCAUCAUUUAAGAAACCUAUCCUGGGAGCAGCUUCUUAGGUCUUUUUGAUGAAGAACAUACUAAAAAAUAUAAAAAUGUAUCCGAAAAUGAUUCUAGACUCUUAAUGGACCUCCAAAAAUGUAACCUAAAGAUCUUCUAGAACACUCUCCCAGAUGGUCCAAGAAAGUGAUCUGAGAAAAUAUUGUAUUGGGCUACAUCAAUUGAACUGUUACUCUCUAGCGGUUGUUUUCGGCUAGGUUGUGGAGAGAAAUAACAUAUUACUUUACCUACAGACUUUGGGAAAUCCAGCCCAGGACCAACAUUUUGCACCCCUAUGCUAACAGUCCCCCCUACCUCUCCUCCUCUUGCAGUAACCCGGUGGACCUGAGCAACCCGCUGUCGGUCAGCUCCACGCCAAAGUUCCAGGAGCAGCUGCUGGGGGUGAGCGGCGUGCCCCAGGAGGUGAUCCAGCAGCACCCCUGUCUCAAGCAGCUGCCCCAGAUCUUCUUCAGGGCGAUGCGGGGGGUCAGCUGCCUGGUGGAUGCCUUCCUGGGUAAGACUACCUCACCUUAUCAUUUUUCUUUCUCCAUUGCAUAUACUGUUACAUUUGACUUUGGCCCUGUCCAGAGACAACUCCUAGCCCUUUCCCCUAGUCCAGGGUUCUUCAAUUCCGGUCCUGGAGGGCCGAAACACCUCUGUUUUUAAUCCUCUCCUUCUAAUCAGGAGCUAAUUCAGACCUGGGACACCAGGUGAGUGCAAUUAACUACCAGGUAGAAAUUAAAAACAGAAGUGUUUCGGCCCUCCAGGACCGGAAUUGAAGAACCCUGCCCUAGGCACUUAAUGUAGAUCUGGGCCCGUAUUCAUGAAAUAGUAUUCAUGAAAUAGUUUAGAGUAGGCAUCUGGGUAGGAGUGCUGAUCUAGGAUCAGUUUUGCCUUAUAGAUCAUAAUGAAUAAGAUUACAUAGACAGGGGGGACCUGAUCGUAGAUCAGCACUCCUACUAUGAGACGCUUUCUGAAUACGUGCCCUGAAAACAUUGUAUAGGUAUGGUAGUAGUUCCAUCUUCUCCCAUAAUAGGCUGGAGAUUUAGCCCUGUUACUUGAACCUAUCCAAUACUUUCAUAUCUACACAAGUCCUCAUGUUUUGCUGGAUCACAUCUAACUAAGAGGUCAUGUAUAUGUUUCCUCCUCGCUAGGUGUCGGACUCGCAAAGAGAGAGAUUCGAGAGAAACUGCCUUCCUAUGGUACUCAAUAAACUUUGUCAUUCAAAUCAGGGGUAAAAGGGUUUAGAUUUUGUGGACAUUGAUCAUGUAAAACAUGGAAAUAUGUUAUUUUACUUAGUAAAAUGUAUGCACUCCCUAACUGUAAGUCUGGAUAAGAGCGUCUGCUAAAUGACUAAAAUGUAAAUGUAAAACCUUGAUUUUAUGACCAGCAACUACAUUAAUGGGUUCUCCCACCACAUUGUAUUUGCCUGUACACUGGCUUUUAAACAAGAACCGGACUUGUUCAAAAAGCUUUGUGCCCAUUGCCCUGCACCUAAUAAUAGUGGAAGACUUCAACCAUGUAAAAAAAAUAAUAAUAAUAAUCAACCAUCAAGCAGACCUCCCUGCAUUUUUGCCCUAUACGUCAUCUAAGCACUGUCACGGUGAUGGCUAUAUACCUCCCUAAAUCUCUUGACAUCCCCAUGUUUAAAGAAACGGCAGCGCAGCACUUCUUAGAUUUUUAUUUUGGUUAAUGUGUCAGUUUUCAUUUUGAAAAUCACAAACUAGUAUUAGCUAUGUGGCCAAUUAUGUUCUACAGUGCCUAAACACAUAUAAUGUCUCGAAUAAAUACCAAACAUAGCUUGAGUUGUUUAACAGUAAUUUAGCCCAAUAACUAAUCCAUAAUUUUGUGUUUCUGCUUCAUUUUUUUCUUUUUCUUUCUUUCUUCUUUCCCAGAAACACCACUAGUGUCUAUCUCCCCCUCAGGAGUGACAAUGUCUCCUAGGACCAAUAUACAUGACAAACUUCCCUCUCUAGGUACACCACUAAACCAGACCUAACCCAAUGAAAUCCAAUCACUAACAUCACACAGGGGUUUAUGUAUAUAUCAAACAAGAUUCCCUAUAGUGGUGUUUGGGCAUAAGACAAAUAGCAAAUGGUGCCACACUUCUACAGUCACAAAAACAACCUAUCCUUACACAUCUAGGAAAAAUACAUUAUUCACUGUGUCAGAAUGACAAGCUGCGAAAGCUUUGACCGCUUUCUUUCCCUCAGGUUUCGCUGUGUCUAGGAACAACUUCAAAGAAAGGCUUUCCUCCAUGCCCUCCUAUGGUACUCAUUAGUAGAGUGCUCCCAACCAAUCAUAAAGGGGGCUGAAGCAUUUUGAUGGAUUUGCUGGGGUUCACCAAAAACUGACUGUGUGGUGAAGCUAGCUGUUGCAUGCACUUAGUGGCUGUGUCCAAAACAAUUGAAUCCAUAAUCACUAUCAGGACAGCGGCGACAAACAGUCUCAAAAACCUUGCUUCUCUACCCCUGUAUUUCUUGUUAUUUUGAUGUACAGUGCCUUCAGAAAGUAUUCACACCUCUCAACCUUUUUCCAUAUUUGUUGUGCUACAAAUUUGGAUUAAAAUAGAUGUAAUUGUCAUUUCUGUUCAACAAUCUACAGAAAAUACUAAUGUCAAAGUGGAAGAAAACUUCUAACAUUUGUGUAAAAAAUUCAUGAAAAAUAAAACACUAUCUUGAUUGGAUAAGUAUUCAACCCCCUAUACAUGUUAGAAUCACUUUUGGCAGCGAUUGCAGCUGUGAAUCUUUCUGGGUAAAUCUCUUAAGAGCUUUCUACACCUGGAUUGUGCAACAUUUGCCCGUUAUUCUUCAAGCUCUGUUAAAUUGGUUGUUGAUCGUUGCUAGACAACCAUUUUCAUGUCUUGCCAUAGAUUUUCAAGCAGAUUUAAGUAAAAACUAACUUGGCCACUCGGGAACAUUCAGUGUAGAUUUGGCCUUGUGUUUUAGGUUAUUGUCCUGCUGAAAGGUGAAGUCAUCUCCCAGUGUCUGGUGGAAAGCAGACUGAACCAAGUUUUCCUCUAGGAUCUUGCCUGUGCUUAGUGCCAUUCCGUUUCUUUUUAUCCUAAAAAACUCCCCAGUUGUUAACGAUUACAAGCAUACCCAUAACAUGAUGCAGCCACCACUAUGCUUGAACUUAUGGAGAGUGGUACUCAGGAAUAGUGUUGUCAGUGUGGACAGUAAGUAUAUGCCUGUAACUGUUUGAUAGGCUAUGCCAAGCUUCUGAAUAAAUUAACUGUUGUCAAUCAAAAUUGGUCGUCUAGCCGCCCCAAGGCGAUGAAGCGAAAAAUGUGACAUUUUUCUCUGUGGAUUUUUAUUUUUAACAUUCCUUUAUCUGUGGUGAGUAUCCCGCAACAAAGAAGACAUCCAUCCACAUGAGAUGGCUUGUGCAUUUUGAGCUGUUAUUUUUCUGUCGGUGGAGGAAAGGUGAAACGCAAAAAUGACACACCGUUGAUGUUACUAACAUCGCCCUCCAGUGGACGGGAAACGGGCCGCGAUUUGGUUGUUGCUGUUUUCACUUCAAACAGCUGAAUGUUUUCUGUGCCUCAUCCCUUCUCUCUCUCCCUCAGGUGUCUCCCGUCCUCGGUCGGACAGUGCCCCGCCCACCCCUGUCAACAGACUGAGCAUGCCGCCGCCCACCACCAACACCACGCCCCCUCACAGCCGCCGCCACAAACCCACAGGGGUCACAAAGACGGCCAGUAAAACCUCAACGGUAGGUUCCUACCCCAGAGUCUCAGUUGUACUUCUUAUGAGCUGCUGUUUAUUGGUCUUUCCUAAUUUGGCCCAUUUGUAUCAGAUUUUAAAUGGAGAACUGAAGUAAAAUGGGAAAAAGACUUCAUACCUUUGCCAAAUAAUGUUUUUUCCAAUGUUUGAAAAAAUGUGAAUAAAUGUUAAUGUGACUGAAUAUUCAUUUUUUUACUGUGCCAGUUUGAUAGUUUAAUAAAUUCCUGGUUAUCUAUCACCCUCCUUCCCUACCCACCCAGGCGAGCAUAACACACCAACCCAAAGUGUCCCAACAGCCGUCUUCCACCUCCCCCCUGUCCAGCCCCAACCAGACCAGCUCGGAGCCCCGGCCGCUGCCCGCCCCCACCAGGCCCAAGGUCAACAGUGUCCUCAACCUGUUUGGCCAGUGGCUUUUUGACGCCGCGCUGGUGCACUGCAAGCUCCACACGGGCCUGAGCCGGGACAACAGCAUGACUGGUAAGGCGAGGGUCAGAGGUUAAGGGUCAACAAUUGGUCAAAAACUGGUUUGACUAGAAUUGCGUUGUACUGUACUCAAUAGUCUAAAGAACCUUCCUCUCCUUUAUUGUAGCCUCUUCUUUAGCUUUGCAAAAUGUGAAAAGCAGGGUAUGUUGUGGAACAUUCAUAUAUACUGAACAACAAUAUAAAUGCAACAAUUUAAAAGACUUUACUGAGUUACAGUUCAAAUAUGGAAAUCGGUCAAUUGAAAUAAAUAAAUUAGGCCCUAAUCUAGGGAUGCAGCCAUGGGUGGGCCUGGGAGGGCAUAUACCCACCCAUAAGAAUGAGUUUUUCCCCACAAAAGGGCCAAUUGCACCCUCAAAACUUGAGACCUCUGUGGCAUUGUUUGCACAUUUUUAAAGUGGCAUUUAUUGUCCCCGGCACAAGGUCCACCAGUGUAAUGAUCAUGCUGUUUAAUCAUCUUCAAAUUUGUGCACAACAUUUUAGGGAAAUAAGCUUUUUUGUGCGUAUGGAACAUUUCUGGGAUUUUUUUAUUUCAGCUCAUGAAACAUGGGACCAACACUUUACAUGUUGCGUUUAUAUUUUUGUUCAGUAUAGAAAUUGAUUAUAUAGAACAAUAAUGUCAGCUCUAUUCCAAUAAUUUACUGAAUGUGGCCCAUUUGAAAGGGAUAUGGAGGAUGCUCAUCUGGGAAAUGGUAUUCAACAUUUCGGCUCUUUCACACCAGUGCAUAUGAAGCAAAUGAAACAAUAAGAUGAAUUCACUUCAAACUAUUGAGAUGCACCCAGAGUGUUAUUUUUGUUUAAAUUAAUUUUCUUAUAUAUUUUUCUAUUCAGGCUCUUUCUUUACAUUAUUGAACAGGUUUCUUUUUGAUGGUUUUAUUGGGACUGGACAGUAAAGAGGAGACUAGAAAGGUAGCAGAGAGAUCAAGUCAAUGGUAUACAGAUGUCAGAUCUUAAUCUGACCAGUACUAUCGCAGCAAAAUAAUCCUGCAACAACAGGCUAUAGAUAGUUUCGUCCAUAAUGUUGCUUCAUAGGUGGUUAGGCUAUUAGCUAGCCAAAAUUAGGCUAUAUGAAAAGUGCAAUACUGUUAAUAUAACCGUGUAUUAUUGUGUGUUUUCAGUGAAUUUAUGUAAAUCAUGAAGCUCAUCUGCAUUUCCUGCGGUAAAGGAAAAUUCUCAGCAACAAAAGAGUAAUCAAAUUAAGAUCCUACAUUUGUAUACAUGUGUGGCUGUGUCUGCGGCACUAUUGAGCCAGUUUCAAUUGGCAUGGGAUAUGAGCAAGUGGUGGUCUUCAGUUGGAUAAAGUAGCAGGCAAAGAGGUGUGUGAAAGUAAUGGUGUUGAUUUAUCCAGGAUUGUAGGCUGAGCUCAAGCUGCCACUCGCCUCUCGACAAACAAAACCCUGAGCUGGUCUUACUGUUAGUAAUGGACAGUUAAUAGUGUCAAUAGCUACCAAAGGGAAUUUCAUUUGGGAAUGCAGUCAAUCUUAAUGUGUUUGCCACCACCUAUUGCAGAUGAUGAUGAUAAUAUAAGUAUUCAUCUUCAAUUGUGAGAAAUGGGUCGGAUGGUAGCCAGUAUCAUUGUUUUGAGGUCUAUCCUCCAUUUUGAUGGACUGUGGUCUUUCAGUUGAUCUUGGCCAGGGGUCGGCAACCCGCGGCUCUUAGCGGCUCUUCAACCCCUCUCUUGCGGCUCCCUGGCUAUUUAUAGAUUACAGUGCAUUUAGGAAGUAUUCAGACCCCUUCACUUUUUCUACAUUUUGUUACAUUACAGCCUUAUUCUAAAAUGGAUUAAAUUGUUUUUUCCCCCUCAAUCUACACACAAUACCCCAUAAUGACAAAGCAGAAACAGGUUGUUGUAUUUUUGUAGCAAAUUUAUAAAGAAUAAACUGAUUUAUAUUACAUUUACAUAAGUAUUUAGACCCUUUACUCUGUACUUUUUUGAAGCACCUUUGGUAGCGAUUACAGCCUCAAGUCUUCUUGGGUAUGACGCUAUAAGCUUGGCACACCUGUAUUUGGGGAGUUUUUCCUAUAAAAAAAUUAAACAGGUACAAAAGUAUCUAUAUCCACAGGACCUUUUGCUGCUGUUCUGGGAUUGAUUUGCACUUUUCGCACCAAAGUACGAUCUCUAGGAGACAGAACGCGUCUCCUUCCUGAGCAGUAUGAUGGCUGCGUUGUCCCAUGGUGUUUAUACUUGCGUACUAUUGUUUGUACAGAUGAACGUGGUACCUUCAGGCGUUUGGAAAUUGCUCCCAAGGAUGAACCAGACUUGUGGAGGUCUACAAUUUCUUUUCUGAGGUCUUGGCUGAUAUUUUUUUGAUUUUCCCAUGAUGUCAAACAAAGAGGCACUGAGUUUGAAGGUAGGCCUUGAAUUACAUCCACAGGUACACCUCCAAUUGGCUCAAAUGAUGUCAAUUAGCCUAUCAGAAGCUUCUAAAGCCGUGAUAUCAUUUUCUGAAAUGUUUCUAGCUGUUUAAAGGCACAGUCAAUUUAGUGUAUGUAAACUUCUGACCAACUGGAAUUGUGAUACAGUGAAUUAUAAGUGAAAUAAUCUGUCUUUUAAACAAUUGUUUGAAAAAUUACUUGUGUCAUGCACAAAGUAGAUGUCCUAACCAACUUGCCAAAACUAUAGUUUGUUAAAAAGAAAUUUGUGGAGUGGUUGAAAAACGAGUUUUAAUGACUCCAACCUAAGUGUAUGUAAACUUCCGACUUCAACUGCCACAUAUGCUGAGCACUUGUUGGCUGCUUUUCCUUCACUGCGGUCCAACUCAUCCCAAACCAUCUCAAUUGGGUUGAGGUCGGGUGAUUGUGGAGGCCAGGUCAUCUGAUGCAGCACUCCAUCACUCUCCUGCUUGGUCAAAUAUCCCUUACACAGCCUGGAGGUGUGUUGGGUCAUUGUCCUGUUGAAAAACAAAUGAUUGUCCCACUAAGUGCAAACCAGAUGGGAUGGCGUAUCGCUUCAGAAUGCUGUGGUAGCCAUGCUGGUUAAGUGUGCCUCACAGGUCCUCAACUGGCAGCUUCAUUAAAUAGUACCCGCAAAACACCAGUCUCAACGUCAACAGUGAAGAGGCGACUCCGGGAUGCUGACAUUCUAGGCAGAGUUGCAAAGAAAAAGCCAUAUCUCAGACUGCCCAUCUUAAUCUUUUAUUUUUAUUAUAAUAUGGCUUUUUCUUUGCAAAUUAUUAUUACAUUUAUUGCUGGGCUUGAUGUGGGUAUUUCAAUUAAUCACUAGAGAACAAUAUUUCCUUUGUUGGUAGGUUUUUAAAUCCAAAAGUCAUAUCGCUAUGUUAUUGUAUGUUCACAAGAUUUGAUUCUCUCUGCAACUUCACCAGACAGCCGCUGUGUUCAAUGCUCUGCUCUGUGACACUGAAUGUCAGAUUUCGUGGUAAUUUGAUCCGACUGUUAUCUGUGGUGCUAUUGCCACCAUUGCACAUGAAAAGGGCUUGAAUGUCUUCUGCGGCUCCCUCAAAACAAAAUAUUUUGUGUGGAAAAAAUGGCUCUUCCAGUCAUAGAAACGUUGCCGACCCCUAAUCUAGGCUGUUGCAUUUUUCAUUAAACUUUAUUGACAAGAGAAACUGUUUUUAAACUCUAUUCUGAGCUGAGUAAUUAUAUAUUUUUUAAUCCAGGAGGCCUAUUUCAUAAUCUUCAGGUUUAGUUUUAAUUUUCAGUUUUUGCAUGUUGGUUAUUUGUCAUGAUUGUUGUUUCGACUAUCAAUAUCUUUGUUGACAUUGAUGACACUGAUGUUAAGAAAUAUCACAAUGAAAAGUCCUUGAAGCACGAAUAAGACAUAACUUAUCAUAUCACUGCUGUUCUUUGAUUUGUUUCCCAUUUUAUUUCUAUUUUGUAGCUACAUUUGUCCAAAUUCUUCUUUCUUAUAAAUCUUGUAAGUAGGAAUACAAGCUUCCCGUAAAUUUUUUAACUUGCAGUUUUCCUGUAUUCGAUUGGCUUUUCUUUUUUUUUUGUGCCCUUUGUCAUCGCCACUGAGUCGUUGUUGCUGCACUGUUUCUUGGGGAACGUGUCCAUUUCCUUCCUGUGGGUGGGGUGGGGUGGGGAAGAGGUUGCCAGGGGUGUAUUCAUUAGGCACCAAAUGGAAGAAAACAGACGGAAACAAGGAGAGGGACUACCUGAACCUGUCCAAUAAGAAACGCUUGUUUUCAUUUUCUGUCGCAAAACGUUUUGCUAUGGUAUGCCCUAAUGAAUACAACCCUGAACUUUCCAGUCCCAAACCACCCCACAUUCUGCCUGGAAGCAAACUGACUUGCUACACCUGGAUCAUACACAUGUAAUGUCCUCCCCAAACGAUCUCACACACUAAUACUUAUUUUCCCAAAGUAACCAACAAACGUUCAGUUUUUCUUCCGUGGCUUAAUUUGCUCCUCAGUUGAUUACCUUGAAUUUGUAUGUACUGUAUUUUACACCAUGCAUGUGGUGGAUGUCUGUUCCAUAUAUCUGUGCUAUAUAUCGUGCCUCGUGUGAAUUUCCAAGGAGCUAAUAAGUAGACAUUGCAAACUGAAUUUAGCCAUUCAUGAGAAAACAUAUUCACCUGUAUCAGCUCUUUGUAGGCUGCUACACAGAGCUCACAAAAGAGGCUGCUGUGUGUUUUACAUAUCUUUUUGGCUCAGAAAGCAUAAUGAAACUUUACGUAAUCCAAAUCAGUUGUUGUUGGCGGAGCAAAAUGCCCAGGCAGAAGUAUUGUAAAUGCUCCCUUUCAAACCAUAUGGGGUGCGUUUCAAAUGGCACCCUGUUCCUUAUUAAGUGCACUAUUUUUGACCGGGGCUAAUAGCACUGCUGUAUGGAAUAGAGUGCCAUUUGGGAUGGAGACCUAUAGUGCAGCUUCACAUGAAAGGAACCUUGAUGAAAUGUCCUGCCAGGAUGGUGCGCCCCCGCUACGGUGCAGCAGUAGAGCAGUCAGGCUAAAGUAAGUAACAAUGGACUUGAAAGUAAAUAUCCUCAAUUGGAAGAUUCCAUUAGCACAACAUCAUAUUUGGAAAUAAUUGUUCAUUUUACCACCGAGCUCACAGAGGUCCUAUUGGAAAUUAUGUAAAAUUACCCCCAACUUUUGCAGUUUCUUUUCAAUUGAAAAACAGGUACUUUUCAUAUGCACUUUGUGUCAGUGGUUUCCGCUUUUGACCUAUGACCUUUUAGUGCCACAGUUUCAUAACAAAUUAUUUAUCUCUCAUAUUAUUCUCCGCCGGUCUUCUGUCCUCUCUCGCCACUUUCCUUUCCCCCCUUCUUUCUCUAUCCGUCCUUUCUCUUUUCUACCUCCACCCUCUCUCCUUCACCCCCCUCCAUUUGUGUGCUUCUCUCCCCCCUAUUCCUGUGAUCCCCCCCUCUCUCUUGCCAGCCCUGGCCACUCAGACGGGAGUGGAGCUGAGGAGGAAGGGCUCCCAGAUGUCCACAGACACCAUGGUGUCCAAUCCCAUGUUCGACGCCAACGAGUUCCCCGACAACUACGAGUCGGGCCGGGCCGAGGCCUGUGGGACCCUCUGUAGGAUCUUCUGCAGCAAGAAGACUGGCGAGGAGAUACUGCCCGUUUAUCUGUCCAGGUACCCACAUGUUUUACUGUGAUACAGUCAAAACAGAAACACAAUACAGUGAGGGAAAAAAGUAUUUGAUCCCCUGCUGAUUUUGUACGUUUGCCCACUGACAAAGAAAUGAUCAAUCUAUCAUUUUAAUGGUAGGUUUAUUUGAACAGUGAGAGACAGAAUAACAUCAACAAAAAUCCAGAAAAACGCAUGUCAAAAAUGUUAUAAAUUGAUUUGCAUUUUAAUGAGGGAAAUAAGUAUUUGGCCCCCUCUCAAUCAGAAAGAUUUCUGGCUCCCAGGUGUCUUUUAUACAGGUAACGAGCUGAGAUUAGGAGCACACUCUUAAAGGGAGUGCUCCUAAUCUCAGCUUGUUACCUGUAUAAAAGAGACCUGUCCACAGAAGCAAUCAAUCAAUCAGAUUCCAAACUCUCCACCAUGGCCAAGACCAAAGAGUUCUCCAAGGAUGUCAGGGACAAGAUUGUAGACCUACACAAGGCUGGAAUGGGCUACAAGACCAUCGCCGAGCAGCUUGGUGAGAAGGUGAAAACAGUUGGUACGAUUAUUCGCAAAUGGAAGAAACACAAAAGAACUGUCAAUCUCCCUCGGCCUGGGGCUCCAUGCAAGAUCUCACCUCAUGGAGUUGCAAUGAUCAUGAGAACGGUGAGGAAUCAGCCCAGAACUACACGGGAGGAUCUUGUCAAUGUCUCAAGGCAGCUGGGUCCAUAGUCACCAAGAAAACAAUUGGUAACACACUACGCCGUGAAGGACUGAAAUCCUGCAGCGCCCGCAAGGUCCCCCUGCUCAAGAAAGCACAUAUACAGGCCCGUCUGAAGUUUGCCAAUGAACAUCUGAAUGAUUCAGAGGAGAACUGGGUGAAAGUGUUGUGGUCAGAUGAGACCAAAAUCGAGCUCUUUGGCAUCAACUCAACUCGCCGUGUUUGGAGGAGGAGGAAUGCUGCCUAUGACCCCAAGAACACCAUCCCCACCGUCAAACAUGGAGGUGGAAACAUUAUGCUUUGGGGGUGUUUUUUCUGCUAAGGGGACAGGACAACUUCACUGCAUCAAAGGGACGAUGGACGGGGCCAUGUACCGUCAAAUCUUGGGUGAGAACCUCCUUCCCUCAGCCAGGGCAUUGAAAAUGGGUCGUGGAUGGGUAUUCCAGCAUGACAAUGACCCAAAACACACGGCCAAGGCAACAAAGGAGUGGCUCAAGAAGGAGCACAUUUAGGUCCUGGAGUGGCCUAGCCAGUCUCCAGACCUUAAUCCCAUAGAAAAUCUGUGGAGGGAGCUUAAGGUUCGAGUUGCCAAACGUCAGCCUCGAAACUUUAAUGACUUGGAGAAGAUCUGCAAAGAGGAGUGAAACAAAAUCCCUCCUGAGAUGUGUGCAAACCUGGUGGCCAACUACAAGAAACGUCUGACCUCUGUGAUUGCCAACAAGGGUUUUGCCACCAAGUACUAAGUCAUGUUUUACAGAGGGGUCAAAUACUUAUUUCCCUCAUUAAAAUGCAAAUCAAUUUAUAACAUUUUUGACAUGCAUUUUUCUGGAUUGUUUUGUUGUUAUUCUGUCUCUCACUGUUCAAAUAAACCUACCAUUAAAAUUAUAGACUGAUCAUGUCUUUGCCAGUGGGCAAACCUACAAAAUCAGCAGGGGAUCAAAUACUUUUUUCCCUCACUGUAUAGUAGUAUUAUAUAAGUAUUUUUAAAUGAGUACCCAAAUCUCCACAGAUUCUGUAUUGAAUUUUUUAAAGUAUACUGAACAAAAAUAUAAACGCAUCAUGGAAUGUGUUGGUCCCAUGUUUCAUGAGCUGAAAUAAAAGAUCCCACACAUUUUCCAUUCGCACAAAAAGCCUAUUUCUCUCAAAUUUUGUGAACAAAUGUAUUUACAUCCCUGUUAGUAUUUCUCCUUUGCCAAGAUAAUCCAUCCACCUGACAGGUGUGGCAUAUCAAGAAGCUGAUUAAACAGCAUGAUCAUUACACAGGUGCACCUUGUGCUGGGGACAAUAAAAGGCCACUCUAAAAUGUGCCGUUUUGUCACACAACACAAUGCCACUGAUGUCUCAAGUUUUGACUGCAGGGAUGUCGACCAGAUCUGUUGCCAGAGAAUUGAAUGUUAAUUUCGCUACCAUAAGCCUCCUCCAACGUCGUUUUAGAGAAUUUGGCAGUGCGUCCAACCGGCCUCACAACUGCAGACCAUGUGUAACCACGCCAGCCCAGGACCACCACAUCUGGCUUCUUCACCUGUGGGAUGGUCUGAGACCAUUCACCCAGGCAGCUGAUGAAACUGUGGGUUUGCAUAACUGAAGAAUUUCUGCACAAACUGUCAGAAAACGUCUCAGGGAAGCUAAUCUGCGUGCUCCUCGUCCUCACCAGGGUCUUAACCUGACUGCAGUUCGGCGUUGUAACUGACUUCAGUGGGCAAAUGCUCACCCUCGAUGGCCACUGGCACGCUGGAGAAGUGUGCUCUUUACGGAUGAAUCCCGGUUUCAACUUUAACUGGCAGAUUGCAGACUGUGUGUAUGGUGUCGUGUGGGCAAGCGGUUUGCUGAUAUCAACGUUGUGAACAGAGUGCCCCAUGGUGGGCUUAUGGUAUGGACAGGCAUAAGCUAUGGACAACUAAAACAAUUUAUUUUUAUAGAGGGCAACUUGAAUGCACAGAGAUACCGUGACGAGAUCCUGAGGCCCAUUGUCGUGCCGUUCAUCCAACAUAUGCAUAUCUGUAUUCCCAGUCAUGUGAAAUCCAUAGAUUAAGCCUUGUGAAUUUAUUUCAAUUGACUGAUUUCCUUACAAUGAACUGUAACUCAGUAAAAUCUUUGAAAUUGUUGCAUGUUGCGUUUAUAUUUUUGUUCAGUGUAGUAACAUAGUUAACAUGGUAAAAUUUGAAUGUAGUUAUUUAAACUAUGAAGUUUCUAAAUCUGUUCCACAUGGCUGUGUUCCCCUUUUCCACAGCUUUUCCAUGUACGUGUUCUAGCUUCAGACUGACUCCUCCGGUCUCUUUCCUCCCCCAGGUUCUACAUGGUUCUGAUCCAGGGCCUCCAGAUCUCCGACUACAUCUGCCGACCGGUGCUGGCCAGCAUCAUCCUCAACUCCUCAGCCCUCUUCUGCUCCGACCUUAAGGGCAUCAAUGUGGUGGUCCCCUACUUCAUCUCAGCUCUGGAGAACAUCCUCCCUGACCGGUGAGGAAUGCACCAUCUAUAUUUGGUGUACUUGCUGAAAGAACACUACUGUUUAUUCCCCAUACUUCUCAUUAUUCUGUACUCUCCUGCGCUGACACCACUUAUACUGCUUAUUAGAAACAAAUAUUACAACAUGAGAAACGGUUCGGGACAAGAUUUGUUACUUUCAGUUCUUCUAUCAGAUGUCUCACGCCGUACACUGAAUGACAGGAUCAAGUCUGUCUAGUAAUUUGUCGACCAGGCCAGUAACGUCUCAGCGCAUUUGCCGUUCUAGUUCGACAUUUAUGCGCUCUGUCACAGUCUGCCAUAGAAAAGUGUCGCUUCCCAGUCAGCACCGCAUUGUUGAGAUUACACAUGGAAAAAGCUAGAAUUGAGCAAUAUGAUUGGCCAUUCAUUCAAACACCACCAUGCGAGUCACAAUUGAAUAAGCAGUACGUGAGUGAGUUGAUGCAUUCAAUACGGCACACAGGAACUGUCCAGACUAGCAAAAAAGAAGUACUCAUCAGUUCACUCGCUGAGCUUAUUUUAGGCAAACUUUCAAUUAUAAACAUAUUAGGAAUAGGCUACAGAAAGACUCCUAGCAUUCUUCUUGGCUACUGUAGAUCAGAUCAUAGAGAUGGAUAGAGGACUCCAGUUCCCAAAAGCCAGUUUUAGCAUGGGCUGAAACCCGUAUGUGUUAAGGAAGGAUCACAUGAUUCCAUCCAGGUCAACAGGAGGCUGGGCUCUAGACUGACCAUUAAGUCGUAUUUUGCGACCCUUUAACUUGAGUUAUUUUUUUUUAAUUGGUCGCAUUCUACAUGGUCACCUCACUCCAAACGUCCUAUUAUUUUAGGAGGCUAAAACCAUGAUUUGGUCAAACAGUAAUGUGCAUUAUCCUUAUGAUUCCUGUAAUGAAAGUCUCUGCCUGCGGCUGUUUCACUCAGGCCUGCUGCUGUGAUGAGAGCCACUCUCUUCCUCUCCCCCGCACUCUGAGAGAAAAAAUGCAUUUGUAGGCUAUAACAGUUAAAUCCAAUUGCGGGAAAAAUACAGCUUUGGAAGCAACUAAUGUUGUCACUGUAUUUCUCAAUAUUUAGCUCUAUAGCAACUAUUUUACCACCAAGAUAUUUGAUUUUGCUUUGAAAUACGGAGCGCGCGAAAUACGCAACGGCCAUUGUGAGUGCAUAGGACUCAUUGGGUAGUAGGCUACAACUGCAAAGUUUUAAGACCUUUCAUUUUCUGUUAGAUUAAUACAUAGCUACCAGCAGUGGGUGUUAUGUUUAACAUUAGCGAUCUAGUUAAUGUGUUUUGAGUUUCCCCUUACUCAUGGUGAAUUGGCCCCAAAUAAAUUACCCUAUGAUAUUGGUGCCCAUAAAGGUAAUUGAACAAAAUAAUAUUCCGAAAAUUCUGGAGCCCUAUUUUAACAGAUAGAGCAAGAUGCGUUUCCAAUGACAUCAUUGGUGUGCAUCGUGUGAUUUUUAACCAAUUAUGAGUAGGCAUUGCCUACUAAUUGUCUACUAAAUGGUUGAUUAUGUCAUUUGAAACACUUAUCUACAAUCUUUUUUACUACAAAACAUUGAAACGUGCUAUUUUCACAUAUGUUGAUGUUAGGGUGGUUCUGGAGAUGAUGGUAUCGUUUUGGUAUCGAGUAUCAUGAUACUUAACCUGGUAUUAGUGUUAAAGCAAAAUCGUGACAUCAUUACUGCUUGUACAGUUGACGCAAGCACACACAUUUUCCUCAGGAAAUGUACCUUGUCUAAUUAGUCUUAUGAUGUUUGAAAGACAGUUCAAGUCAAAUGGUCUUUUUAUUUCUGUGUUAAGGACAUCUGCAUGAAUAAGGAAUGCGGUUUUGACCAGAAUAGACUUGUUUAGCCCUUAGGGUGAAGUAUGCCGCCUUUGUAUGUUUGUCACACAAGGGAAAUGCCCAGAAAUUAACAAACUGUAAAUGCUUAAAACGAGCUCAAAUGUAAAUGUAAGCAAUUGUUUGAGAGUCUUAUCAGUGGACAAUUGAUUGUUGGUUAAACAUGGUAUCUGACUGCUGUAUCUUUUGAAUGUUUGACAUUUGAGUUAACUUAACUUGUUCUUUCCUCCCUCCAGAGAGCUGUCAAAGUUUAAGACCUACGUGAACCCAACUGACCUGAGGAGAGCCUCAAUUAACAUCCUGCUGUCCAUGCUGCCUCUGCCACACCACUUUGGCACGGUCAAGUCAGAGGUAAACCUGUUAAACUCUCUUCUAAUUAAAGGGACAGCACACUUCAAAAACGGAAGUUGUCCGAUAUUUUUCAGAGCUCGUAGUUUUCAAGAUGAUACCGAGUCCCAUCAUACCAUCGGUUGUGUAGAGACCGCUAAUAUGCUUAAUAUCAAACCCAAUUACAUGGAAAAGAUUAGCAUAAAAUUAGGAAAUGAUAUAUCUCUUAUAAAUUAGGAAAUGAUAUAUCUCUUAUACUUAUAUUUAACAUUCAUUUUCGAUUAAGGCCUAUAGAUACAAUAGAUGGACCGGGACUUGGACUUAUCUCAACAUGAAUUUUUUUGUCUUGUUCAGGAUUUCGACUAAACUGUCUGUUUUAGUUAAUCAUUUGCAAUGCCCUGUAGUUCUGAGGUUGCCUAAGUGCAAAGUAAACCUCAUGAAUCAUUUGUAUGUUCCAGGUGCUCUUGGAGGGCAAAUUUAGCAAUGAUGACAACUCGCUGCACGACAAGGCCGUCACCUUCCUCUCCCUCAAGCUGCGAUUGGUCAACAUCCUAAUAGGAGCCCUACAGACGGAGACGGACCCCACCAACACGCAGAUGAUCCUGGGUUAGUUGAUCUCAAUUUUAUCUGCAGCAACAACAACAACAACAACAACAACAACAAAAAUACUUUGAUUGUUUACAAUGAAAAAUGUGUUUAUAAAUGAAAUGUAUUAUUAUUUAUUAAUGUGUAAUUUUAUGUCUUUCUCUUUUUACGUAAUACAGAAUCAAUUAAUAUAAUUCCAUAACUAGAAUGGAAAGACUAAAGGCCUUUUUUCUGUACAGGUGCCAUGCUCAACAUUGUCCAAGACUCUGCUCUCCUGGAGUCCAUCGGUGCCCAAGCGGAGGUGGUAAGACUAUUGUACUCCACGCUGUAGAAACGCUCACUCAACUAGAAAGACGUGUAAAUAAAGCAAACUUAACUACACAUGUAGCUAAGAGAGAUCAUUUAAUAAAAAAUUAUGGUACCUUUAAAUACAGAUUUAUUGAUGACCUCUUGCCAGGUCGCCCCCAUAAAAUAAGUUUCUAACCUUAAGGGUCUUUCCUUGUUAAAUAAAGGAUAUUUUACUCAAACAUAUUUUAGUAUUUUGUUCAUUAGUCCACUGUUUAUCCCCAAAAAUGUUUAAGGGACCUUAUCAAUAGUGGACUAAUGAACAAAAGGCUAAAAUGUUUUUUCUAGUAAAAUAUUCCUUUAAUCAUCUGAGUAGACCAUGACUGCUGAACAUUCUAAUGCCACCCCAAUAGGGCAGUGUGGACGGCAGCCAUGCGCUGGCCAAGAGCCACAGCAGGAACAACAGUGGCAUCAGCAACGCCAGCGGGGGCAGCUCUGAGGCCACCACCCCCGACAGCGAGAGGCCCGCCCAGGCCCUCCUCAGAGACUAUGGUGAGCCCCUUUCGAGAACGCACUCAUGAGCCCUUUUCCAAAAUCCUGACCUGGGUUAAUAUGUUUAAUUGGCACAAGUGUGCCAGGGAAGCUCAAUCAUGCGCACCUGAAGAAUCUUAAAAGGAAACAAAUUACAUUUGGACCUAGGUGUGCCAAAAUCAACCAACCCUCAGCCCUUCCUUGUUAGUAGCUCUGAAGAUGAGGCCUUAGCAAAGUUUCUUAACUAGUGUAACAAGCUAGACGGGCACAAUGUAAAAACAAAAAUGUUUUUAUCGUUUUGUAUGUUGACACUGUGUUUUCACCUUUUUUCAUUCCUGUCAGCCAAGCUUUAAUUGUGUAGUGGACAUAUAUCACGUUGAGUAAAGGUGAUUCCCUGAUUAACCAAAAAAGCAUUAUUAUUUUCAUAUUUGCAGUGAUGCAGUGUCAUUUGAAUGAUACUAUACUACUGUUAUCAGAAUGGAGACAGUUGUGUGUAUUGUCACUUGCAAGCUCUUCUCUCUAUACAGCGUGUGCAACUUGUUCAUAAACAUCUUCUUUAACUGCAUGCGUUAUGGUAUUCAGCAUAUGCAUGUCGUUUUAUGGGAGCUGGAAUAUGAACCAAGACCUGGAGUUGAAUGUCAUUGCAUUUCUUCGAUUCCUCACAUAAUCCUUGCUUGUCUCUUUCUCAAAGCACAUUGGAGUAGAAGAUCUGAGGUUCCGUCCCUAGGAUCUUCUCCUCCAAUGCAUUUUGAGUAGGUGGUAAGGAGAGAGGACAUGAGGAAUCAAGGACAUACAAUUGAGAUUCAUCCCAAGUUAUUCCCACUGACUGGCUGCAAAUAUCUUUUAUAAUAAGUAGAUAAUGGGCAAAUAUGCUGAAAAUCCACAAAAAAUCCACUAAAUGCAGGCUCCCUCUUGUGUGCAGCAUUUGUUCUGCAAUAUCUUAUGUGUUCUCUGACAAGUUUAUUUCAAACAGAAUCUUUGAAAAACUUUGAAAUGUUAACUGUUGCCUUUCAUCUAAAUUUUAACACUUCUAAGCGUCUGAAAGACAAGUGAAACACUUACAUACAACACUAUUUGUUGAUUCUUUGAUUAUUAUUAUUUUUUAUAAAGAUGCAUGUUCUUGGUUGAUAAAAUUGUCCUAGUUUUGGCUACAACUUUAUUGGCAAAAGGAACGUUGGACAUGGUUUAUGCCAGUGUUGGUGUGAAUUCAUGAAUUUAACAUUUUUAAUGAGGAUUUUUAGAUUUCAAUGAGUUGAAAACUGAAUUUGACCCCCAACCCUGGUUUAUACAACCACAAUAUCUAACCUCACACCUACCAAAAAAGCCAUUACUUCAAUUAACAAUGGUUUGGGUGUGCCUGUUUGUCCUCAUACAGUACUGUCGACAUGCCGGUUGCUGUGUGUGUGUACAGGCCUAAGUGUGUGUGUGUGUGUGUGUGUUUCUGAUGCUUAUUAGUUGUGCUCUGCCUGGUCCGGUAGUUACUAACCCCAGCUCUCCUUCUCUGCUCGGGGUAUGGUGUCGUCAUCUGGGGGGGUCAUUUCCCUAGCUCUCCACACAGAUACAGCCGCCGGCCUGCUGAUCCGCAGCAUCCACCUGGUCACCCAGAGGCUCAACUCCCAGUGGAGGCCCGACAUGAGCAUCUCCCUGGCCGCCCUGGAGCUGCUGGCCGGCCUAGCCAAGGUAAGAGCCCCAGGGUCCUGUUCAUUAAGGCAUGCAACAUUUUCAAACAUCUUGCAACGGGAUGAAGAAUGAGUGUUUCUUAUUGGACAAGUCCAGGUAGGUGGAGAUGCGCAUUUCCUUAUGGUUUGCAACAUUUGAAAACGCUUUGCUACGGGAAGAUUCACAUCUCCCUGGCCUCCCUGAAGCUGCUGACGUGCUGGCCUGGCCAAGGUUACGCUGCUAGCACAUAGAGUCAAAUGCAUAUAUCAGUUAUUGUGGUUUGCUCGCUAGCACACUCAGUUGCUCCAAGACAAGGAUGGAAACGUUGUGAAUUACCUAAUUAAAAAUAUUGGUUGGAACCAUUGGUGUGUGGGCCCUACAUCAUAACUACAAGGGCACAGCACUCCAUGACUUGCCAACAUGACUUUCCCAUCUUAGUGAUAGUAUGAGAAACGACAAACAGUAGCCUAUUUAUUUUUAUUUAACCUUUAUUUUAUCAGGGAGUCAUACUGAGACCAAGGUCUCUUUUACAGAAUUACAUAAAUUACAGAAAAUACACACAUCAAUAAAAAAAAAACGCAUUCAUCAGUAAUAAGGUCUUCCUCAGGUGAGGGCGAGUGUGGAGUCUGCGGACCGUAAACGUGCGGUCAGCUCGGUGUGCAGUUAUAUUGUGUAUCAGUGCAGCCGGCCAGCCCCCCUCCACUCCCGAGACCUGCACUCUAUGAUCGUGGCGGCCUUCCAGUGCCUGUGUGUGUGGCUGACGGAGCACCCCGACAUGCUCAACGAAAAGGUAGGGGAACAACAACACCACCUCCUUUCUACCUACAGUACUGAAUAGUACUCUUACUGUUCUGUCCAUCUAAGCAUGGACAGAAGAGUCUCUCUUCACUUUGUCUCUCAUUGAUAUUUCAAUGCAUGACGAAGUGGGAAUUAGACUUAAGGGGAAGUUAGGAUUUACCCCUUGGACUACGCUACUACUAAAUACUAUAGACGCAAAUAUCAACCUUUUGAGUUGUGGGAAGUGUGGGUCAAAUCUCCCCUUUGAAUCAAUCUUCAUUCAAAUGGUCCCAAAUCCUCCAUUAACAUCAUGUCAUGAUUGACUCUUAUAUAGUCAUUAUUCUCUGCCUUAUGAGCUGAGCUCUCUAAAGUCUAAACUCACCUCCCGACUUUUGUGCCAUGCAAUUACAUAGUAUUUUGUUGCAGGACUGUUUGAUAGAGGUGCUGGAGAUUGUGGAGCUGGGCAUAUCAGGCAGUAAGUCUAAGACCGGUGACCAGGAAGUGAGGUACAAAGGGGACAAGGAGCACAAUCCGGCCUCCAUGAGGGUGAAGGAUGCUGCCGAGGCCACCCUGUCAUGGUGAGUGCCACCUGAGAGGAGUAAUGGGAAUGUACAUUUAUGUUUCUUAGGGUAAGAUGCAUUGCCUUUAGCUCUCUCUUAAAAGGGCAAUCUGUGGUUGGUUCUGACUUUUAAAUUAAUGAUAUAAAGCCAUUGAUUCUUGAAGAAUAUAACAUAUCAAUGGAACGUAGAACGCUUUUAUUGGCACACAUUCAACCAAUUUGAUCUAACAAAGUGGAUAUUCUUCAAAUCCGUCAUGAUUUAUGUAUUGUAACAGGCCCACAAUGUGGUUACUAAAGUGCAAAUUUGGAUAUAUUUAGCUGUUUUCACUGCAUAACAUUUAGAAGUUGUCCUUUUCAAGCUUAGAAGAAGUGAAGCUAGUAUAGGGCCCUAUAAAUUCUGCGAUAUGGAGAACGCUGACGGAAUCACUGAACCCAGAUAUUAAAACGGAAUUCAACAAAAAUUUUAAAACGCAUUUGACUUAGUAGGGGAUUGAACUUGGUAACAAAGUUUAUCAUAAGACAUGAACAGAAUGCAUCAGUGAUUCGUAUUUCCGGCAACUUUCUGAAGAGGCAACGAGAAUUCCUUGUCUGUGUAUGUGGGGUGCGCAGGUCUACCACUUUGUGUAGCCGUUAGCGAUGAUGCUAAUGUAAACAGUCUUCUGUUAGAUGGAAAGGCUUUCUCAAAAACCUUCUCAAUUAAAUGUUAAAGGAAAACUCAAUUUAGAUUAAACUGUGUGGGUGUUGUAAACCUUUAAUUCCAGGGUGCACCAGCAUGAGGCUGUUUUUGUUGCAGUGUUUUUGCAUGCAUGUGAUGGUUGAGUUUGCAAAACAAAUACCCACUGGAUUGAUGCAAAUAAUCAUGAUAUUUCUGCCAGGUAAGCAUAGGCUACUUUGUAGUUAAAGGAAAUGUCCUCCCCAAAACUAUCUUGGUAUUUGUUUCAUUAGUGUUGACAUAGUCCCAAAAUGUUUUGUUUGUCAGCAAUCAAGUUUUCAAGACAUGUAACUUUCAAAAUACAGAAAUCAUCCCCGUAUGAUGCAUUUUGCAUCAUACAAAAUGCAUCAUACGGGGAGGAUUUCUGUAUUUUGAAAGUUACAUAUCAAUCCAGUGGGUAUUUGUUUUGCAAACUCUACCCUCAUACAGUGAGGGAAAAAUGUAUUUGAUCCCCUGCUGAUUUUGUACAUUUGCCCACUUACAAAGACAUGAUCAGUCUAUAAUUUUAAUGGUAGGUUUAUUUGAACAGUGAGAGACAGAAUAACAACAAAAAAAUCCAGAAAAACACAUGUCAAAAAUGUUAUAAAUUUGCAUUUUAAUGAGGGAAAUAAGUAUUUUACCCCCUCUCAGUCAGAAAGAUUUCUGGCUCCCAGGUGUCUUUUAUACAGGUAACGAGCUGAGAUUAGGAGCACACUCUUAAAGGGAGUGCUCCUAAUCUCACUUUGUUACCUGUAUAAAAGAGACCUGUCCACAGAAGCAAUCAAUCAAUCAGAUUCCAAACUCUCCACCAUGGCCAAGACCAACGAGCUCUCCAAGGAUGUCAGGGACAAGAUUGUAGACCUACACAAGGCUGGAAUGGGCUACAAGACCAUCGCCAAGCAGCUUGGUGAGAAGGUGACAACAGUUGGUGCGAUUAUUCGCAAAUGGAAGAAACACAAAAGACCUGUCAAUCUCCCUCGGCCUGGGGCUCCAUGCAAGAUCUCACCUCGUGGAGUUGCAAUGAUCAUGAGAACGGUGAGGAAUCAGUCCAGAACUACACGGGAGGAUCUUGUCAAGCUGGGACCAUAGUCACCAAGAAAACAAUAGGUAACACACUACGCCGUGAAGGACUGAAAUCCUGCAGCGCCCACAAGGUCCCCCUGCUCAAGAAAGCACAUAUACAGGGCCGUCUGAAGUUUGCCAAUGAACAUCUGAAUGAUUCAGAGGAGAACUGGGUGGAAGUGUUGUGGUCAGGUGAGAUCAAAAUCGAGCUCUUUGUCAUCAACUCAACUCGCCGUGUUUGGAGGAGGAGGAAUACUGCCUAUGACCCCAAGAACACCAUCCCCACCGUCAAACAUGGAGGUGGAAACAUUAUGCUUUGGGGGUGUUUUUCUGCUAAGGGGACAGGACAACUUCACAGCAUCAAAGGGACGAUGGACGGGGCCAUGUUACGUCAAAUCUUGGGUGAGAACCUCCUUCCCUCAGCCAGGGCAUUGAAAAUGGGUCGUGGAUGGGUAUUCCAGCAUGACAAUGACCCAAAACACACGGCCAAGGCAACAAAGGAGUGGCUCAAGAAGAAGCACAUUAAGGUCCUGGAGUGGCCUAGCCAGUCUCCAGACUUUAAUCCCAUAGAAAAUCUGUGGAGGGAGCUGAAGGUUCGAGUUGCCAAACGUCAGCCUCGAAACCUUAAUGACUUGGAGAAGAUCUACAAAGAGGAGUGGGACAAAAUCCCUCCUGAGAUGUGUGCAAACCUGGUGGCCGACUACAAGAAACGUCUGACCUCUGAUUGCCAACGGGUUUUGCCACCAAGUUCUAUGUCAUGUUUUGCAGAGGGGUCACAUACUUAUUUCCCUCAUGAAAAAUGCAAAUUAAUUUAUAACAUUUUUGACAUUUUUUUGUUAUUCUGUCUCUCUUAUUUUUUUUUAUAAACCUACCAUUAAAAUUAUAGACUGAUCAUGUCUUUGUCAGUGGGCAAACGUACAAAAUCAGCAGGGGAUCAAAAACUAUUUUCCCCUCACUGUGGGCAAGGGAGCAGAAGGUUCGGUCCCCCAUAGUACGAAGAUGUGUCUUGGGGACACUUGUCUUUACCACAUGUAUAGCCCAAAACAUGUUUUAAAAUAUACGUUUGAUCUCAUGGAUGAUCACUCCUUUCAUCCAUAGCUCUGUCUAUGAAUUUGAGUGGUUACAUUUCUCCAGCCCCAUCCCUCAGCUGUUUAGCAAAACCACUUUGUUGCUGAUUGCCCUUUACACUCGUACCUGUAUAUGGGUUGAAAAGAGCCUAAAUGGCGCUUAUCAGUGCUAUGCCAUCAGUGCUGUGCUAUGCCAUGCUAUGACCUCACAGCUCCCUGUCUCCGCUUCACAGCUCUGUAUCGGUGUUGACAUCCCUCCUGCUAAUUGGGCAACUUUUGAAAUUGUUUUGUUGUCUAAGUGAGGGAAAUGCUGUAAAUUAAAAGGACUCAAUGUAUUUUGAAAGAUGAAAUGUUAAUGAAUUAUAAUAACUACCGCUUUGAUGUGCACUUCACAUUUCCAUAUCAUAAAACGCAUGUAAUAUACACACCGUGUUCAGUUUAUUAGGUACACCUCCCCGUUAAUUAAAAUGGUUCGCUGCUUCAGACAGUGAGUCACAUGGCCGGGGCUUGGUAUUUCAAGCAGGCAGACAGGCAUCGAGGCAUUCAGUUACUGUUCGAUUGAACGUUAGAAUGGGCAAAACGAGUGACCUAAGCAACAUUGAUCAUGGUGUGAUUGUCGGUGCCAGGCGCACCGGUUCCAGUAACUCAGAAACGGCCGGCCUCCUGGGCUUUUCACACACGACAGUGUCUAGGGUUUACUGAUAAUGGUGCGACAAACAAAAAACAUCUAGUCCGCAGCAGUCCUGUGGAUGAAAACAGCUCGUUGAUGAGAGGUUGAAGGAUAUGGCAAGAAUCGUGCAAUCUAACAGGCGGGCCACAAACAGGCAAAUAACGGCGCAGUACAACAGUGGUGUGCAGAAUGGCAUAGGAAAUCAUAACUCGUCGGUCCUUGUCACGGAUGGGCGAUUGCAGCAGACGACCACACCGGGUUCCACUCCUAUCAGCUAAAAACAAGAAGCGACUGGACAACUGAGGAGUGGAAAAACAUUGCCUGGUCCGACGAAUCCGGGUUCAUGUUGCAUCAUGCUGAUGGCAGAGUCAGGGUGAGUCCAUGGCCCCAUCCUGCCUGGUGUCAACAGUACAAGCUGGUGGCGUAAUGGCGUAGGGAAUGUUUUCCUGGCACAUUAGGUCCCUUGAUACCAAUUGAGCAACGUUUCCAUGCCCUGAAGAAUUCAGGCUGUUCUGGAGGCAAAGGGGGGUCCGACCCGGUACUAGAUGGGCAUACCUAAUAAAAUGGCCACUGAGUGUACAGUGUCAACGUUUAUGAGCAUUAUGUUUGAUGUACAGUUACAAGAUGACAUGGCGUUAUACCCUGGGUUGUCCUAAACAGAAUGAGCCUAUGUUUGUUGUAUUGUGAAGAAAUCGGACCACACAUCUGAAUGCACUCGUGAAUGCAUUCUAUGCGCACCAAAAUUACGAUCUGCUUCUCUGAAUUGCCUUGUGAAAGCCUAACACUGUACGAUUGUAUUUUAUAAUUUAGCUAGUCAUGUUGGCAACAGAACAUGCUUUCUAAUGAUGCCCACCUGACCCAGACUGCGAUUUAUAAUGGACCGUAAUUCUUUGAGUCAUAAGAGUUCAUUGAAAUGACUUAGGAACUUUGCACACUUUGGAGAGGUGUGUGGCCACUUGGAGACACCCGUUAGUCCUCUCCCUCUUAUGUUGCAACUACCCCACAUUUUCCUGGAAUAUACUUACGUUACUGAAUGUAUCCAGAGUAUUUUCAGAUUUCAUCAUCAACAAAUGAGGCUAAAAGUACAGUAAAUGUUAAAUGCACAUAAAAUCAACAGUGUAAUGUUUGGAUUCAGGUGAACUGUUGCCCUCAACUUUGGUCUUAAUAAUUUUCCCAUAAUCUCCAAAUUGUUCCCUUUUAAUUGCUACCAUGGUUAUGCAUAUGCUUGCCAAUGUUUCUGUAAGAAACAUUUCAAUUUAGCCCCCCUAUCUAUAUAGGCCAAUUCCCACAAGUGUAAAGGGUUAACUACAUUUUACAUUUUAGUCAUUUAGCAGAUGCUCUUAUCCAGAGCGACUUACAGUUAGUGAGUGCACUAAACAACAAAAUGGCAGCCCCACUAGGGCUGUGGCGGUCAUGAAAUGUUGUCCGUUGGUGAUUGUCAAGCAAAAUAACUGCCGGUCUCAUGGUAAUUGACCGUUAAUUAACAUAAACACGUUUAGCAUCGCCUACAGGCCACUGAUGCAGAUCUUUGGAACGUCUACAUUUUGAAAAGUCAAAUAAAUCCAUUUAAUGUAGCCGACAUCAUCACAAUAAAUCCAUUAUUUAUUUUAGAUAGGUCUACAGAUACAUUAUAUGAAGAAAAUCUAGUCUGUUUCAGAAGAACAAAAUAGCAUACUCUGAGUUGUCCUUAUGUUAGGUCCUGAUCUGGCUAUGCCAUGUGGCUGUGGGCUACACUAGCAGACAAGAUUUGCUUAGAAUUCCGUGGUAUUAUUUUAUAGUAUGAACAAUACAAUUGAACAUAGCUGAAUAAACUAGAAAGGAUAUUUCCUCCAAACGAUUUCCAAGGAAGUACGCACAUGUAGUUAUUCUGUGUUGAGCAGUUAACAAAUGAGCAGUUAACAAAGAAACAGUUCCUCCUAUAUGCUUAAUUUAGAGUUAUUUAUGCAACUUUAGUUAUGAUACAAACAUUUUGAUAUAUGUUUUGAUUUUUAAUACAGUCUAAGGCUGCAUGAUGCGACUAAUGAUGAUUUUUUAAAAGUCGCAUGAAAGGCAUGAGCUCUGAUUUUGUUUCUUGUGUAGGCUGUACACACUUCAUCAGUCUCUCAUUCACAAUUUGACAAGCACUUGAUAAUAUUCUAACCAGUCCUCAAAUUUCCCAGCGGCAUCCCCCUUGUGUGGCCGUAAUGCCCCCUAUUAUAAAGGUGCAUUUUGCGGCCAAAGUGGCCAUUGUGCCCUUGGGCAGAAUAUAAUAAUUCUAAUUCCCCUCUCCCGGCUGGUGUGCUCCGAAGCACCUCUCACUCACAUGGCUCUCUCAGAUAUCUACAUUCUUAUUAGCCAAUGCAUGUCACAUGAUCGGGUCCUUCUCAAAGCUAAGAAGUAGGCUAUAAGUGAAGACCAACACAUUGGGGAUGCAACUGCGCACGUCCCUCUUAUCAAAUUCCGAGGCGAACAGCACUAGCUUAUGUCAAUCUUUACUGAACAAAAAGAUAAAGGCAACAAUUUUAACGAUUUUACUGAGUUACAAUUCAUAUAAGAAAAUCAGUAAAUUGAAAUAAAUUCAUUAGGCCCUAAUCUAUGGAUUUCACAUGGCUUGGCAUAGGCCCACGCACUUGGGAGCCAGGCCCACCCACUGGGGAGCCAGGCCCAGCCAAUCAGAAUUAGGUUUUCCCCACAAAAGGGCUUUAUUACAGCAAGAAUUACUCCUCAGUUUCAUCAGCUGUCCGGGUGGCUGGUCUCAGACGAUCCCGCAGGUAAAGAAGCCGGAUGUGGAAGUCCUGGCGUGGUUACACGUGGUCUGUGGUUGUGAGGCCGGUUGGACGUACUGCCACCCACCCAGAUGUAACCACUAUCAAAUUCAUAGACCGAGCUAUGGAUGCAAAGACCAUGUUUUGAAGCUAUCAAGUCUUUGUUUACAAUUACACUGUUUGCGAACAAUGAAUAAAAACAAGCUUUAUAUUUUGGGUUCUGGUGGGGUAAGACAGUUGAACUAAGCUCAUGGGGCAUUUAUAAGUUAUAUUUUUUUCAAGAAUCUAUGGCUAUAUAUUAUUAAUUUAAAAGUCCAAAAAUGAAUGUACCAAUUGCAGACUGUAGCUUUUAAAUUAGUUUCAACCAUUUUACCUGUCAGUAUUUAUGGAUAAUUCCCCAAAAUGUAAUUUGACCUAUCUUGUAUUCUUAUCCGCUUAGUUCAGAGUUGCCAUUUUUAUUCAUACUCAUACAAUUCUGCUUUUGAAAUGUUUUAUAGCGGGGAUUCCUGCCUCGUAUAUAUUUUGUCUUUUGAAUGCACAGCACCUCUGGAGUCACUCCUCAUCCCCUGUCUUUGCUGUCCCUGUCAGCAUAAUGCAGGUCCUGGGGGCGUUCCCGUCACCCAGUGGCCCCGCCUCCCCCUGCAGCCUGCUGAACGAGGACACCCUGAUCAAGUACUCCAGGCUGACCUCUACCAGCCGCAAGAACUUCCGCUACUUCGUCCUAGACAACUCGGUCAUCCUGGCCAUGCUGGAGCAGCCGCUGGGCAACGAACAGAGUCAGUUAGCCUUCAUAUGUUAUCCCAGAACCAUUUUUGACAGUCAUCAUCCACACGUUAUCAGUCAUCAUCCUCACGUUAUCAGUCAUCAUCCUCACGGUAUCAUCCUCAUAUUUAUUCAAAUGUUAAAUGUUUAAAAGUGUUUUGCACUAUAAAACGAAAAUUGGCGUUUCUCAUUGGACAAUGUCUUCUUCCGUUUUGUGCCUAAUGAACACAACCCUGUUGACCUGGUUGCCUUGUGUGUUGGUGUGUGUGUGUGUCUCAGCAGAUCCCUGUCCGUCCGUGACCAUGUUAAUCAGGGGGAUGUCUGGGAGACACGCCUGGACCAUGCAGCUCUUCCACCAGCCCAGGGGGGCCCGUGCCAGCCAGAAGGUAACACACACACCUUAGUUAACCCUUUAUAUGAAUUAUGUUGAUAUGUUUCAGCACAUUUCUAUUAGUGUCAAGGUUCACAUUGACGUCUUAUUAACUAGCAACUCCAUUGUUAGGAAGCAGGUUUUUUCACAUUGCUGUAAUGAACAAAUGAUCUCUAAUCUCAUUCAAAGUUAAUGAUUGCUGGUGCCAGAUCUAUUUUGAAAAAAAUUCUGCAUCAGGGCAUUGACAUUCAUCAGAUGCUUAUCGUAGACCUUUAACAAUGCUAAAUGAUCAUAUGUCAGUUCAUGUUUCUUGCUGAGUCUUCCCAGUUCCUUUCCCAGGGGUCUGUAUCUCAUCAGAAGUAUCUCCCUCUCCCCCCCCCCUUCUCUCUGUCUCUCUCACUCCUCUCUGUAGCAGGUAUUUCUCCCAGAGAGUCGACCCACUCCUAAAAAUGAUGUGGGGAUCCGGUUAAACGUCAAACACAGACCCUUCCCGGAAGAAGUGGACAAAAUUCCUUUUGUGAAAGCAGACCUGAGCAUUCCGGACCUACACGAUAUCCUAGAUAAGGAGGUAGGCUAGCAUCGUUUGUCCAUCCUUAUUAGAAUCAUGUUGUCUCCAUCGCCCUAAUGAGCAUUGUAUUGUAGAGUAGAGAUGGUGUUUGCAUCAGCCCUUGCUUGUAUUUACAAAGCGACUCAAAAUAGGAGUGCUUAUCUAGAAUCAGGUUCCCCCUGUUAUUCGUUAUUUCGUAAAAACCGAUCUAAGAUCAGCACUCCUACUCUGAGACGAUUUAUGAAUAUGGCCCCCAGAUGGGACCAUUUGCACAAUUAGCACAAAUAUUAAACAAAAUGUAGGCUAACUUUUGAUUUUUUCAUUCUCUGUGAACUCAUCCAUGAACGAACCAUCAACGCAGACAAACCUUCCCAAAACCCCACUAUGACUGUGGGAGCGAAAGUUGUUGUUAUUGGGUGCGCACUGUAUUGGUUUUGUGAGAGUUUGUUGGGGGUUUUGGGAAGGUUUGUCUGCGUUGAUGGUUCGUUCAUGUCAGGUGAGUGUUUGGUGUUUUGUGAGGUGCUUUGAGGAGGGGAUUGUCUGUGGAUGGGUGCAUUUCUGUGGAUGUAUACAAUGCCACAUGCCAGCAAUGCAAUGGCACAAUUUUUUACUACUAUUUUUCAUUGCUACUAUAAGAUGAAGAUCUGAAUGAGCAACAGCCAUAGGAUCCCCUCCACUGACCUUUGGCACAGAUCUAUGACCAGCCACUUCUAAUCAUAACCAUUUUUAGAGGGUGAAAAAUGCAAAACUGACCUUAGAUCAGUGUCAAGGGGCGAUACCAUUAUCCAUUCCUCACUCUCAGCUGGAGAUGCAGCACGACAAGCUGCGAGGCGUGAUGGCCAAGCAGAUCGAGUACGAGACGACGCUGGAGCACAGCAGCGAGGAGCGCUGGGGCAACAAGAGCUUCCCAGACUCGCUGACGGACUGCAAGCCCCCGUCUCCCUCGCAGGAGUUCCAGACGGCACGCCUCUUCCUGUCGCACUUUGGCUUCCUGUCACUGGAGGCACUCAAGGUACUGGGGAAAGAGAGGGGAGGAGGGGGAGAGGAGAGGUUUUAAAAAAGCGACUGCCUUUAAAAAGCAACGAAUCCCUUUGAAAACAGCCUAUGUGGCAUCGAUAUGAGUCAGAAACGGUUAGUUAUUCUAGUGUCAUAACUGACUACAAAGUGUAAAUAUGAUAAUUCUGAUGUCCAUUUGCCCACUAACAUGGGGUGAACAGCUGCGGUGAUUGCGCUUUAUCCAAUAGCAUAAACGGUGCGACAGACCUGCUCAAGGGCGCCGACUGUUUACAUAAGACAACACGGCGCACAAUACUGCACCAAACACCUUAGUUAGAUGUAAAAUUGCGCAACUAAAACAUCCCCGGCAAAAACUUCUAAAUUAAUUACAGAUUUCUUGAGUUAUCUUCAAUUCAUUCUGGGGCUCUUUUAAUGGAUUUAAAGGGAUGUACAUGUGUAGUGGAACUAGGGAUGUAACGGUUCACCGAUACGCAUCAUCCCCGGUUCAAAUGUUUAAGAUACAAGUGCAUCGGUCCGCGGGAGCCCAAACCGAUCCAAAUGAAUAAUGCAUCAGUCAGAAAACCGAUUCAAACGUUAGGAAUUGACCGUUCACUAAUGUUUUUUACUCGUAUAGUUUUAUUACGAAAAUACCUCUUAUCUGAUGUGACAGAAUUUAUGCAUCCUCUGCUACAGUAGCCUAUCAAACUUAUUUUCUUUUUACACAACCAACUGCUGAUUUGGUGUUUUCAAUCAUUCCGAUUUUAAUUACAUUGUUCAGGUUCACCAAUAGUUUUGGUAGUUCUGCUUUAAACAGUCAGUUUAUUUGGUCAUUUUUACAUGAACAGGGUAAUUUCAUAAAGGACAUCAAUCAUUUUUGCGAGCUGUGCAAAAUACCAAACGGUCUAAACAAUUUCGCUUUUGAGAUGGGGGUAAAAUCCAGUUGCAUUAUAUUAAUUGGCUAAAUGUCAUGAUCAUUUCUAAAGAUAAAUAUUGACAUAGUACUAGGUCAAAACUUUUUUUUUUUUAUCUGCAAAAUGACAAGUUAAUCAGUGGGUGACAGUGAUUUCACAUAAAAAGUGAGGGACUAGUAGGGUGGUACAUGCUCAGCCUGCUCUAUGACUCAGCUUAGGUGUCCACACACACACACACACACACUCUAACAGAGGGCCACUCAGCUUAGAGAAGUCAUCUAAGACAUGGCUCUCUGAUAUCUACAUUCUUAUUAGCCAAUGCCUGUCACAUGAUCGGGUCCUUCUCACAGCUAAGAAGUAGGCUAUAAGUGAAGACCAACACAUUGGGGACGCAACUGCGCACGUCCCUCUUAAAGAAUUCCGAGGUGCAUAUUGAAGAUGUUAGAAGAACUGUCCACAUUUAGCCUAUUUUUCGUCAGCUAAUUAGGAGUAAGCCUAACGAACAGCACUAGCUUAUGUCAAUCUUUACUGAACAAAAAUAUACAUGCAAAAUGCAACAAUUUCAAUGUUUUUACGGAGUUACAGUUCAUAUAAGGAAAUCAGUCAAUUGAAAUAAAUAAAUUAGGCCCUAAUCUAAUGACUGAACAGGGACGCAGCCAUGGGUGGUCCUGGGAGAGCAUAGGCCCACCCACUGGGGAGCCAGGCCCAGCCAAUCAGAAUUAGUUUUUCCCCUCAAAAGGGGUUUAUUACAGACAGAAAUACUCCUCAGUUUCAUCAGCUGUUCGGGUGGCUGGUCUCAGACGAUCCCGCAGGUAAAGAAGCCGAAUGUGGAGGUCCUGGACUGGCGUGGUUACUCGUGGUCUGCGGUUGUGAGACCGGUUGGAUGUACUUCCAAAUUCUCUAAAACAACAUUGGAGGAAAAACAAAUUAAUGUAGGAGAAUAUAACACAUUAGAUCUGGUAAAAGAUAAUAUAAAACAAAAAAACAUGCGUUUUCUAUUAAGAAAAUGGUUCCAUCAUCUUUGAAAUGCAAGAGAAAGGCCACAAUAUCAUAUUGCAGUUUAGGAGCAAUUUAGAUUUGGGCCACUAGAUGGCAGCAGUGUGUGCAAAGCUUCAGAUUGAUCCAGUGAAGCAUUGCAAUACUGGACUAUUUUGUAUGAAGUCUGCCCAAAUGUGCCGAAUUGGUGAAUUGAUACAUUUUCAAGUACAUAGCUAUAAAGAACAUACAAAAAUGAUAUGGUAAUACAAAAUGUAAGUUUACACACUCCCAGGAAUGUCAUACAGGAUCAUUAGCUUAUACACUAACUUUCACACAUCUAGAUAGCCGGGCGGGGUGGGUGUGGAGCCAGACAGCAGGGGUUCAAACUGUAGAACCCAGUUCCUACAUUUGAAAAUAAAAAUUGAUUUUAUUAAACAAAACGAUGCUACAUUUUAUCUCUGGGACCCUUAGGAUGACAAAUCAGAGCAAGAUUACUGAAUGUACGUACAUUAUUUACCGUCAGAGGUGAAUGUAUCAAACCAGUUGCCGUGAUAAGUUUUUUGUUGUUGUGCACUCUCCUCAAACAAAAUAAUGUAAUUUUUUCACUGUAAUAGCUACUGUAAAUUGGACAGUGCAGUUAGAUUAACAAUAAUUAAAGCUUUCUGCACAUAUAAGACAUGUCUAUGUCCUGAAAAGUUUGCUGUUACUUACAACAGUCAUGCUAAUCACAUUAGCGCACGUUAGCUCAACCGUCCUGUAUACGGGACACCGAUCCUGUAGAGGUUAAUCAGCUUCUUGAUAUGCCACACCUGUCAGGUGGAUGGAUUAUCUUGGCUAAGGAGAAAUGGUCACUAACAGGGAUGUAAACAAAUUUGUGCACAACAUUUGAGAUAAAUAAGCUUUUUGUGCUUAUGGACCAUUUCUGGGAUUUUGUAUUUCAGCUCUUAAAACAUGGGACCAACACUUUUUAAAUGUUGCGUUUAUAUUUUUGUUCAGUGUAUAUCAACUAGAAAGUAUGCAAUCAAUAAAUGACUAUAUUUAUUCAGUUAAAACAUCAUUUCAGACAGAAAACUCACAUCUUAGUUUAACCAUUUAUUAGAAAAUAGAUGACAAUGCAUUUGGUCUUGGCGUUAGGCUCUGUUCCUUCAGGGGAGCUCGCUGCCAGAGCAAUGCGUCAAUUACUGCCAUUAUAAUCAACUACAGGCAGUGAGCAAGAUACCAAUCCUCCUGAUGGGAACAAAAAGCAGAACCAAACAGGUGGAAGCUGGGGUGGUGGAGGGCUAGCCAAAAACAGACGACGCAUAACUGGUGGCAGCAAUGUUACAGCAGCAGUGAUAUUAAGCAUCCAAGAAAAGCGGAUUGCAUAGCUUAGCGCAGCAGCAAGGCAACAGCAGAGGAUGUGGGUGCAGAACUGGUCAACUUAAAUAGAACGCCAUAUUAAGGUGAAUCCGAUUGGUGCAAUCUCAGCUUAUGUUAAUUUAGCUUAUUUUGAUCCUAUGUGUUAUCACCAAGUAGCAAAUUAUAGUUAACCAAAUACAGCAGUUAAACCGGCCAAUUCAUGUGUAAAGUCAUUUUAGGGUUGCAUUGGCUGAUGAACCAGCCAAUCACAUUUAACUUUGUUUCCUGCCCUCCAGGAGCCCGGCAACAGUCGCCUACCUCCCCACCUGAUUGCACUGGACUCUGGGUUGCCGGGCUUCUUUGACGACAUGAGCUACCUGGACCUGCUGCCCUGCCGGCCCUGUGACACCGUCUUCCUCUUCUACAUGAAGGCCGGCCAGAAGAGCAGCCAGGAGGUGAUAGGUUUAAAUGGAGGGUGUCAACAGGGUUGUGUUCAGUAGGAACAAAACAGAAGAAAAAGGUCAAACUUGUUUUCCAUUGCUACGUUUAAACUGUUUGCUACGGUGUGCCCUAAUGAACACAGCACAGGAGUUAUGGACCGGUGCUAAAGUCUUGAUUGAUUAACUUCUUACAUGCCCUGAUAUUAUAGUCUAUUUUCUCUGACAUUCCUUCUAGACAGUUACGCUAAACUAUUCUAAAAUGGUUGAAAAAACGUUUAGGUGCCAGAGUCUGGUCUAUUGGUAGAUCUGCAGACUCCCUGUCUCAUUUCAAACCUAUCUAUUAAAAAAACCAGCAAAAUACAACUGCAAUUGACCACAAACUUUUACAAUCCAAAACCAUUUACUCCUCUGUUAAUGGACUGUCUGUCACUGUGUCCCAUGCAUAGAGUUAGUUAGAGAAAUCAUCUUUGUACCUGCCCCAUAAUGGCGUCUGUGAAAGCACAGGCCGCACCAUUGAGUCUUAUCUCCUUUUUAAAGUAGUCAAUUUUCUUAUUUUUUUUGUGUUUGAAAAAAGUUGUAAAGCUAAUAUUGGUGAUUUACAGCCAUCUGCAGUGCUGGAGUCCUGAACUAAAAUCUUGUCAUUCAUUUAUUGUGGCCACUAGAUGGUGGUGAUAUAGUUUCAAGCCAUUUACAAACCAUAGCAUCCAAUUUGAAUAAGACAAUGCUCUGAUCAUUGGCUGAUCACUCCCAACCCAUAGGAGUCCCCACCCAGUUGACUACUUCAAAAUGGUGGACGCUCUCAAUGGCAAUGUCCAUGCAAAAACAGGUUAUAUCCAUGAUGAUUCCUCUAACUAACUAUCUACGGUCCUAUGCCAGAUCCUGAGAAACGUGGAGUCAAGCUCCAACGUGCAGCAUCACUUCCUGGAGUUCCUGAUGUCACUGGGCUGGCCUGUGGAGGUGGGGCAGCACCCGGGCUGGACGGGCAGCGUCUACACCAGCUGGUCCAUCAACAACAACAACAACAACAACAACAACAGCAACAAUAAUGGAGACAGCAGCCCACCAGGUGAGAGAGAGAGGGAGGGAGGAGAGAGCAUUAUCAUGCCAACCUGAGAAUAUAUAUAUAUAUAUAUAUUUUUACAGUAUUAAGUAGGAAUGGGCACGGUUGAUAGAAUAUCCGGAUAUCUGAACAGACGUUAGUAUACGAUUACUUACGAGAGUAUUCAUUUGUAUUUUUUUGAUUAAUUAUAGGCCUAUUUUAACAAUGAAAAGGCUUUACCUGAAUUAAAUACAAUUAUUAAUGUGACAUUGCUACAUAUAAGUUUACCAUGACAUUUGACAUUGCUAAUUUAAUAAAACAACAAACUUUUGAAUGUAGUUUUUAUGACAUGCGCCCCAUAAAAUACAUACCGGUAACCAGCACAUCACACAUUUCACACGUGUAUUUUGUUGUUAUUGUUGGGCAAUCAAAGUGGCACUAAAGCAGUGUUCACAUUGGCAGUUUAAAGUGACUCAAGUCCUAUUUAUUUGCAUAUCCGAUUCGAAUCUGUUAUUUUUCCUGCAGUCUGAAUAGCCAAAAAAGCACAUGGAAUCUGAUAUUUAAAGCCACAUUUCAUACCACCUUAGUAGGUGGUUUGAAGUAUGAUACAAAUCUGAUUCUGGCCAUGAGACUUGUCUGAACGGUCAAAUCAGAUUUAUUUGCCCUCAAGUGGUUUUUGGAUUUGUUAUUUGGCAUAUCUUGUUGCUUGCUAGCUACUCUGUUGACAGUUUGACAAGAACAUGUGGUAGCUAACUUGCUUGUUAAUUGUUUACAAACAAAUUAGUGAAUGUGCUAGAAAGCUAAACGGCUACCUAGCUAGCCAGUUACUGUUGUGGCUAGCCAAAAAGGACUUGUUUUGAAAGUUGGAUAAUCUUAUCCUUUUGAGGCUUUGAAAGUGUUCUUACCCUAUGAUUUUUAACAUUCAAAGCAUCUGGGAAACGUCCAUCACAGGCAUUGUUUUGACCUUAGCUUGCUACACAACUUCUGAGUGAUAGGAAGCACAAGCACCACCACCAAUCUGCCUACACCCCUGCACACACACCCGUCGUUACUAUGACAACAAAUGUUGCAUUGUCAGCAAAUGACUGAGGUCUGAACACAAACACAUCCGAUUUGGUCACUUGUAACUUGCUGUUUGGACAGUCAGUAGUCCAAAAUGGAUUUGAAAAAGAAAACUGUGUGAACAAGGCUUAACAGUCAGAGACUCCAUAUGUAGCCUGGCAGAUGAAGUGAGAUAUUUCUAAUCAAUGCAAAAUGGAAUUAAAAUUGUGGAAUUAAGUUACCUUCAACAGGUACUGUUGUUUAAAAUUAAUGGAGUUGUUGUAGAAAUGGACGGGAUGCCUAGCAAAAUAGCUUCAAUUAGCCUUGCUCGCUAGCUAGUUCGCUAACUUAGCUGGCUAGCGUAGAUCUUUUCUUGACAUCGAUUUGAUGCAGUCAAGACAGGCACUACCAGAUGGUAUAGAUAUGGCCGCAAAAAGUUUGUCUAACUAGCGCAAGUAUGGCUACUUUCUCUCUCUCCCUCCCUCUUCACACAUGGGCACCUGCCCUUCACCCGUCCUGCUGCUCAAGCAGAGCGGCAUCCUCUCUGCUGAGUCACGCAGCAAACACAUCUUUUUUUCUCACGUGUGUAUUCGGAAAAACGUUCAUGGUCUUAUUUGAAUAGUGAAAAUAUUUCAAAUGCCCAUCCCUAGUAGUAAAGAAGUUCCUCUCUGUCCCCACAGAUGAUACUGUCACCCUGGGAGACACGGGCGGGGGCGUGUUCAAUGGAGAGAAGCAGGUGCUGUACUAUGCCGACGCCCUGACCGAGAUCGCCUUUGUCGUUCCCUCGCUCACAGACUCCUCCGGUGGGCCUUGUCCCUUUCUCCCAUCUUUCUCUAUUAUUUUCUCUCCUGUACUCCUCAUCUAUCUCUCCCUUCUUCUUUUCUCUCCUCCACUCCUAAUCUGUUUUUGUUGUUGUUGUUGGGGGGAGAUCAGCUAUGAAACUAGCAGACAGAUUAGUCUAUAAAAUGACAAUUUCUGAUCCCUGGGUUAGAGGACCUGGUGGAAAACAUUCAAAUUCAAUAUAUAUACAAAUAGCCUCCUAUUUUUACUGGACUAGUGCAUCGUCAAAUCAACCAAUCCCUCUAAUCUUAAUUCCACCCCUCAGAUAUCCACAGACUAAACCAUCUUUCCCAGUAUUGCCAUUUCACUAUUUCCUUUUGCAAUACAUCCUUCUAUUUUACUGUGAUGUCUUACGAGGGUCUUGAACCUCUCUAUUUGUACUAUUUCUACCGAGAUUGCCCUAAAUAUAAAUACUUUACCUAAGAAUAUAAUCAUGUUUCCCAUUUGAUUGAUGGUCGUUUUUCAGAUCUCCUAACAGUAAUGUUUGUAAGUCCAUCUGAACACAGACAUUAUGACUCAACAACCACUUCUGGACCUGACUCCAAAAGCGAGCCACCGAAGGACAGUACCAAAAGAGAUGAUCUAUUGAUUCUGUUUCUUCAUUGCAGAGUCUGCACAGGGCUGACUGUUUAAUCCCCCAUAUAUUGAGCUUUAUUUUUGUGGGGAGAAUUUUAGAUAAUAGUUUAAAUUGAAAAGAACGGAUUGAUGCGCCAAAUGUUGUUUUGUUUAUCAGUUCAUAAACCUGAUGCCAUGGUUUUGGGACAUCAAAAAUAUCUUCCCAACUAUCUUUCAUUUUAUGCGGAAUAAACCUCUGAACCUAAAUGAAACUAAAAACUCCUCGUCUCUCUUUAUCUUAACCUUUCUCUCCAUUCUCCUCAUCUCGCUCUCCCAUCUUCCUGUCUUCUUUUCUCUCUUUAUUGAUUUCCUCUCAUUUGUUCAACAAAUGUUCUUUAGAGCUUUGUAAUUGCAUUAGAAAGUCAUUGAGCAGGGGUGGAUUCAUUAGGCACCAAACAGAAGAAAAUGGACUGAAACAGGGAGGGACUAUCUGUCCAAUUAGAAAGCCUCAUCUUUUUUUCUGUUGUAAAACAUUUAGCCACAUUAUGCCGUGACUGAUGGCGUGGGUUUAUCUAUGGUGUGUCUCAAAUGUCACCCUAUUCCCUAUAUAGUGCACUACUUUUGACCAAAACCCUGGUCAAAAGUAGUGCACUAAUGUUAUAUAGGGGCCCUGGUCAUCUAGGGAAUAGGGUGCCGUUUGGGAUGCAGACUAUAUGUGUGUUCUCACUUGUCUUUGUGUUGUUCCUAUAGCGGAGUCGUCAGAGAGCAGUUUCCCCACGGGGGACUCUGACUCUCAGAUGGAACUGCUGCCCAGCCUGCUGAAACAGUCCAACCUCACACUGGAGCUCUUCCCCAACCACUCGGACAACGUGGCCCCCGCACAGAGGGUAAGAUGAACCGCAAACCAUUAUAAGGGACACUUCAUCAUUUUUUUAAACAAUAUUAUUAUUAUCUCCAACAACAUACCAGUGUCUACAUAUGUGAAAAUAUAUGUAGGUUAAAAAGUGGUGAAGUGCCCCUUAAGAAUACAAGUAUUCUAUUUCUCAGUCAGACCCACCUGAUCAAAGCCCAAAUCCCACCUAAACCUGAACCCUACCCCAGUGUUAUUUCAUUCUGCUCCUGGAUUGCCAAAACAACCCUAACUUCUGGUUUUCAUUCUCACCUUCUGAAUAGGGACGCUGUGCCUUUUCCAACGGACAGCUUUUUAGCUGGGGUUAAUGAAUGGUGAUAGCCAGGGGUCGAAUUGUUAAAAGUUAACAAGGGAUAGGAGCUAGCGGGGUCCGGCGGCAUGCUUGUUUCUAGCCUAUAGCAUCACUGAGUAAAACAUAGUUAUAGAUCGGUUAUUAUAAACUGGGUGGUUCGAUCCCUGAAUGCUGAUUGGCUGAAAGUCGUGGUAUAUCAGACCAUAUACCACGGGUAUGACAACUUUUAUUUUUACUCUUCUAAUUAUGUUGGUAACUCGUUUAUAAUAGCAAUAAUGCACCUCGGGGGGGUUUGUGGUAUAUGGCCAAUAUACCACGGCUAAGGGCUGUAUCCAGGCACUCUGCAUUGCGUCGUGCUUAAGAACAGCCCCUAGCCAUGGUAUAUUGGCCAUAUACCACACACACUCCCUCGGGCCUGAUUUUUCCCCUUCAAAUUUGUAAGCUAACAAGGGGUGUGCUUUUUGCCAUUUUUUUCUAACAAAUUCAAGCACUAAUGAUAGCUCGGCAAAAUUGUGUAAAGGCCUCAACGUUAUGUGCAGGUUGGAUUAAAGGGACAAUCUGGAAUUCAAACAACAACAAAGCUUUUUUGCUGUUUUUCCUUGUUCUAGCUUGUUUACAUGAUUUUGGCGUGUCUGUCCCGCAGAGUCCUACAGUGAAGUCUAAGACGAUGCCUCCCGGCAGGACCAUCCCUCCAAUGGGACCAGAGACCAAAGUACUGGUGGUCUGGGUGGAGCGCUACGAUGAUAUUGGUAGGCUAACCUGCUGCGUCAUGCUGAAACUGACCUCUAUUGGCAGCCAUUUUGGUUCUUUAUAAAUUAAUUGGAUCCAGUUGAUGAGUCUAUUCUAUAUAACUAUUAAUUUUGAUAUUUUAUUAAUAAGUCUUUUAUAAAUGAAUGUCCUCAUAUUUCUGUAAUUACUGACUUAAGUUCACCUUAAAACUUUUUGGAUGCACAAAAUCUAUUAACUGCAAUGUAUGUUGAAUUCUUGUGUUGUAGAGAACUUUCCCCUGGCCGACCUGCUGGGCGAGACGAGCACUGGAGUGGAAACCACGGCUAACAGUAGCGCCUCAACAAGGUACUAAAGGCUCUCAUCCAUCACUACUCAACACAGAGACUGUGUCUGAAAUGUUUUCUAGCUGUGAAGUCCUUGCUUCCUCCUCCCUCUAUUCCUCGCCUCUCUCUCAAAGCUCAUUGGAAGAGGAGGCCAAGGGAGGGACCAUUGGAUCGUCAAGGAUUUGACAGCUAGAAACUAGAGGAUUCAUAGCUGUAUUCACUAUUCCUAUUAUUUUAUAUCCAUUAUACUUAGAGUUAAGUCAGAUGAUGGAGAAUUGGACUGAGAAAGUAGUUUCUACAACGAUUAUGGAGCACUGCAGAUUUGAGGGCUUCUCAAUCAAUCAGUCAAACAAAAUGUCCUUUUACUUAUUCAUUUUCACAGUGUUCAUUAAUUUUUUUAGCAAGCGAGGGUGACUAUGAUAAGGACAAAACCCUAGAAAGAAAUGUAUCCUCUUCUGACAUUCUAGGUAGAAGCUCCAAGUAUAUACCACCACCAAGACCAGACAGUUGUCCUUUACAGCAAAGUCUUAUACAAAUGGCAUGUAUUAUUAAGUUAGUGCAAGGCGUAUUGAUGUGGGCUCAGCAUGGUGGCGGGGGACCAACGGGGUCAGACGAGUACUAGUGUUCAUGUAGCACAGACAGCGCAGUGUAGGUCACGGGACACAGGGGGCUGGGGAUCUUGCCAGGGCAGCAUAUAAAACAGGAGACAAGUGCAAGGGGUCGAACUAGAGGCAGUACAGAACCAAAACCUAGCUAAUAUGGUGCAUGGUGGCUGACCUCAGAAGGCAGGAUGGUAAGAGGUGCUCAUAGCACCUCUGCAGCGGGGACAGUGUCUCAUAUCUGCUCUGUUCCACCUUUCUUCUCUCCCUCGUCUUCCUCCUCUGCCUCUCUCUCCCUCUUUCUCAAAUCAAAUCAAUGUGAUUUGUCACAUGCUCCGAAUACAACAGGUGUAGACUUUACCGUGAUUUUCUUACUUACAAGCACUUUCCCAACAUUUCAGAGUUCAAAAGUAAGAAAGAAUAGCAGAAAGGUGAAUAGUAACACAAUAAAAUAACAAUAACAAGACUAUAUACAAGGAGUACUGGUACCGAGUCAAGGUGAAGGGGUACGAGGUAAUUGAGGUAAUAUAUGUACAUGAAGGUUGGUGUAAAAGUGACCAGGCAAUCAGGAUAGAAAGUAAACAGAGUAGCAGCAGCGUGAAGAGUGUGAAAGUGUGUGUGUGUGGCAUCAAUAUGCAUGUGUGUGUUUUGUGUGUGUGUGUUUGUGUGUAUUGGAGUGUCAGUGUAAUAUAUGUGGGUAGAGUCCAGUGAGUGUGCAAGAGAGGCAAAUUAAUUCCUCCCUUUCUCUCUAUGCCUGUCCAACCCUCUUCCUCCUCCUCCCCCUCCACCCCCCCUUCCUUAGACCCACAACGUCCGGUCAGGAUGUGCAGGUGAUCUUCAUCCACCCUCUGAGGACGGGCCUGUUCCGGAUCCGGCUGCACGGGGCCCAGGGCAAGUUUAGCAUGGUCGUCCCCCUGGUGGACGGCAUGGUGGUCAGCAGGAGGUCACUAGGUGAGAGGUUGGGGGUGAGGAGGUGUGUGGGGAAGGGGUGUGUGUGAAGGUAUGGGUAGAGGGGGGAGGGGUGAAAGGUGUGUGUGUGUGUAAGCUAUCACAAUGACUCGUGACGAGUACAACUGUGUGUGUGUGUGUGUGUGUGAGCAAACUGCCAGUGUCUGCAAGAGAUGCUGCAUUCUUCAACAGUCAUGUGUCUGACACAGUAUCACUGUUGAGGAAUAUAAAUGAGUUAUGCCAGAGAGAGAAAGAGACAGAGAGAGAGAUUGUUACCAGGCGGUGAUCUUAGAGACCCCCGCUUCUCGUCUUCACACAUGCCAAAUGUGUGAGUGAGUCAUCCCAGAUGCAGAUACCUGGCUCCACCACGUCUCUCUCCUCGUCAGUGCUGAGCCAUCCGUCGCCUCUUUCCCUCUCUUCUAUUCUCUCUUUUCUCUCGCUCUGAGUUCCUGGUGAGGCAGACUGUAAUAAUAUAUGCAGUUCAGCAGACGCUUUUAUCCAAAGCGGCUUAGUCAUGUGUGUGCAUACGUAUGGGUGGUCCCGGGAAACCAACCCACUGUCCUGCUCUGCAAGCGUCAACAUAUCAACUGUGUGUCUCUGGCUCUCCUCGUUCUCUCUCUUUUCUCCCCCUCUCGCUUCUUUCUCUCCAUCACCCGCUUCCCCCUCUCCCUCCCUCUACCCUCUCCACCUCUUUCUCUCCACCCCCCCACUCUCUCCCUCCCCCUCCUCUUCCCCCUCACUCUCUCCCUCCCCCCUCUGUCUCAGGGUUCCUGGUAAGGCAGACGGUGAUCAACGCGUGCCGGCGCAAGCGGCUGGAGAGCGACUCGUACAACCCGCCGCACGUGCGUCGGAAACAGAAGAUCGCUGAGGUGGUGAACCGCUACCGCAACAAGCAGCUGGAGCCCGAGUUCUACACCGCACUCUUCCAGGAGGUCGGCGAGAGCAGCCUCAACCGUGACCCCACCACCGGUGAACUUUGAACUUUCACCUCCCUUCCCUACACAGGGAGAGACUGUCACAAGGGACUGCAAAGAUUCUAUAUAUUUAUACAACUUUUCUCUUCUUCUUUACUUUGUUAUUUAUAUUAUCAGCACUUGGUGGCCACGUUCCAAGUCGACUAGAGGUCGACAAUUUUAAUUUUUUCUAUGUUGAGUCACCGCAGCCACCAUCUUUGUUUUUUC
This is a messenger RNA of Coregonus sp. 'balchen', 58505 nucleotides long. Lineage: Eukaryota; Metazoa; Chordata; Actinopteri; Salmoniformes; Salmonidae. The record is from the annotation of a GenBank genome assembly.